CUUCGACGGAAGCGGCAGAAACGAUGGCGGCGGAGAGGUUGUUCUGCGCUUUGGGGCGGUGGGGCCUCCGUGAUGUUAGCCAGGGUGAGUGCCGCGGCUUCGGGCGGGGUUGGGAUAGCGACCUCGAGUCCUUCAUUGGUUGUGGAAGAGCGGCAGGACUCCUGGGUCCUUUCUGUAUACAGUAAACAUAUAUAAGGGACCCAUCAAACCUCGCUCUCCAACACGGUUUAACUUUUUAACGCCGGCAGAAAACCUUUCUACUCUGCCGGGCCUAUGCAGCCAAUUAAGAGCACAUAUUCUACAAUGGUUAAUUGAUACCCAUUGUUAACUUGUUUUAUGUGGUUUUUACUCUGGUUUCAUGUAUUUUUGUAAGCUGCUUGGACUCUUUUUUAAUGGUUUCUUUUAAAUAAUAUAUACAUACAAAGGGUGAGAGGCAGGACUUCUGGGUCCUUUUUAUAUGCACAGACACACACAUAUGUGCACUGUGGCAGAGGGGGAGAAUCUGCUGUCGAACUCUCCGUCCCAACCUUGGAUUCCAGUAGAAAUUAGGCAUAGCUGUCUCCUAGCCGCGCAGCCUGCCAGCUUCUAGUGCACAUAACUCAACUUUCAACUCUGGCUUUUGUCUUUCUAGCUACCUGUGAGUUGAUGGAGGGCCACCCACCCAUUUGGUGUCUGGGACGGUUUUGUUGAAUGGUCACUUUAAAAUGUGAAGGUUCAUUAUUGUUUCACAAGUUGUGUAUGUCUUUAAGGGCCAGGGCCAGGGCCAGGGCAAAUAACGAGACCCAGUCUUACAGCUGUGAAACAUAGCAGGUGCUGCUGAGUUGUGUUAAUCAAGCUGUGUCAGCAAUUGAGUGUAGUAGAUAAGGGGCAGCACCUAGCUCUCCCAUUACCCUGGCGGGUGGGUUGGUAGUUGGGUCAUGUUUGUUGUUGUUAUCUUUAGUGUAAAAGGAGUUUUUGUUUUGUUAUUAAAACCUUGUUAAAGUUCCUUGUAUUGCAUGGUCUCCCCAGCAAGCUCUCUGCAGCGCUACUAAACUGCAAUUAGCCAACAGGUUUACCAUACCCAUUGAGUCAAUCACCUGUCCUGAGAAAAACCCCACCCCACCUUCCCACUAUAUACUGUAUAAGGGUCUGAUGACUUCUGUUUCAGUGUAUCUGAAGAAGUGUGCAUGCACACGAAAGCUUAUACCAAGAACAAACUUAGUUGGUCUCUAAGGUGCUACUGGACUCUAUCUAUCAAUAUAUCAACUGCCUCAGACCAACACUGCUACCUACCUGAGCCUCUUCCUUUGUUACCUUAAUGGCCCAUACUUAAAGCUAGCCUUGCUGUUUCAGGAAUUGAAUCUGUGCUGCAUCCAGGAAUUGGAAGGGGCCUUGUGCAUACAACCUACCCCCACCAAAAUCACAUCAUUGGUGUGUGUGUGUGUGUGUGCACGCAAAAAUGUAUUCAUAUACUGAGGGAGUUUUGUGUGUGUUUGUAUCUUCAGUAACUUGCCCUGAGACCUUAGGAUGAAGGGUGGGUAAUAAAUCAUGAUGGUGGUGAUGAUAAUAAUUCAAACCUUCACAGACAAUUAGUGACAGUUAUACAUAAACCACCACCAAUCCUGGAUCUCCCUCAAAAGGUUUAAGAAUUGAUGCAUAUUUGAUCUUUACUGGUAAAAUGCAACAUCACACCUUCACUGAAUGUACACUUUAUCAAGAUUUAGAUGAGUAUAACAAUUACAUACAGAUACUGGUGUCACUGACAGUGUCCAUUUGUAUAAAAUGCUUGGAACCAUUAACCAUGUAAAAAACUCUUUAUUAGAGUGCAAUUAGAUAUUGAUGCACAGCUACUAAAGCAGUAUAUAUUAUUUCUGAAAAUGCAGAGGCAUACAGAAGAGGUUUUAGUGAUCAGCAGUGGAAAGUACCCUAUCAUAUGGCAUGCAAACUCAUUCCUGGAUGAAGGAGUAGCAGGUCAAAGUCCCAAGACAAAGGAUAUUUUAGGUUACAGUACAUGUAAUUCUAGUUCAGUUGCCAUUUCUAUCAGGCCCUCUGAACACUGCCUGCAAAUCCAGCAGUAAAUAGAAAUGUUGUCAUUCUAAGUGGUCAUUAGAAGAGCUAUUAUUUGUUUGUUUCCUCCUUUUCCCUCCCUAUCCCUUUUUCCUUUUGUGUCAUCUCUUUUUGAUUGUAAGUCUGUGGGCAGGAACUGUCUUGUUUUGAUUGCAUGUAAGCCACUGAGAAUACAGUUGCCUGAAGACAAAGAAAAAAUCCUCUAAAUUUCUUUAAAAAUAGUCUUGUGUGAUUACUGCUAAGUAUAAAAUGGGAAUUCCAAAUAAAGCAAGAAAGCAAGUAUGUUGUUCAAAUCUAGACAAUAAUUGUUGGCUUCUACAGUGUAGCUUUCGAGGGGCCACUAGGGGCGCAUCGGAAGAUGGCUGACAAUAACAUCUCUCCGACCCACAGGGGGUAAUUAGGAGGCUGUGAUGGGAGUAAAUAGCCUCCCUACCCCCCCAAGAUUGUGGGGGGGGGGGGGCUGCCCUUGCCUGCUGUGCCCUAUACCACCCCCGAAUUUGUAGGGAUGGGGGCACUAGGCAGAAUGCCCUCCUGUGGAUCUCGGUGCUCCUGGACGCUGUCUCUGAUCCGUGCUGCUAGCUGCAAGAACUUCAAAAGGAACAAUUAUGAAGAAGCGAAUGCACAUAUUUCAAGGAAGGAGGGGGAGUAAAGACUGCUAACUGAAGAGUUCUCUGUUAAACAAGACGAGUCGGAGGAACAAGAAUCAAUCAUGAGAAGAUAUGCCAAGACUCGGUAUGGCAAAGGGACUGGAUAGGGGAGGGGGAAAAAACUUGCCUUUCUUUCCUCUAUGUGAUUAAACAAGAAUCCCCCCCCCCUCACAAGUCAGAAAUGCCGUUUUAAUGACUUAAGCUGUGGAUUUACGACUGUGUGGAGAUAAAUUUUCUAACCAAAGCAUGUUUUAAGAAGAACGUGGAAGGUUUAAGAGCUCUGGAAUGAUGCAGUUAAAAAUACCAUCACCAUAUUGGCAAGCUCUGUUGGAGGACUUGAGUCUGGGAGGAGGAAUAGAGCUGUUUUUAUAUUGUGGGUGAGACUCCUCAGUGGGACUUAAGAACGACAGAUCCUGAGAUUAAUGAUGGGAAGAGCGAUGUUAUUUAUGAAAGUGAUGAUAUAUGGAAGCCAUCUCGAUAUGAGGAUUGGACGAACAGAAAAAUCCACACAGGAUAUAAUUGGUGUUUUUCUGCUUAAGGAGAUUAUCAGAAGAGAUCUUAAAGAAAAAAGAAAAAAUAUACGAACAAGAUGAGAUGUGGAAACAGCAAGAUAUGAACGCAGUAGCAAGAAGAUGAUCAGAAUCCCCCUUCGGAUCUUGAAAUAUGGGUCCCCUCAACAAAAAUUUAAAAUUCGGAAUUUGUGAUGUGAUUUGAUUUGAUUGGUCGGUUAAUAAAAAUUAUUUUAAAAAAAAUACAGUGUAGCUUUCAUUAAAUCUCAAAGGGGGGAAAAUUUUAACGCUCCCUAGACAAUCUAUUCCAUAACAGAAGCUUGGAAUUGUCUGUGCUCUGUUAACAGCAAGAGUCUGUGAACUGCAGAACUCGACCUCUACUCUGAUUAAGGAAUUUUUGGUGUGAUUUGACCUGUUUCAAUUGCAGUGGAGUGUUGAUGAGUCAUUGUGUUUCCCUGCAGAUGUCUUGACAACCACCCAACAAGCAUAAGGACCUCAUUUCUGUUUCUGUAAAUCAAAAAACCCUGAUCUUGUCAGGGACUUUUGGAUCCUCUGUAGGCUCACAGUUCUCACCGUGAAACAAUAAUCAGUGCAAUUAGGUGAUGCUAAUAUGGCAAAUAGCUCUCAAAGGAGCAAUCCUUGCUCUAUUGAAGCCAUCACUGAAUGAAAUGCAAGUUGAGCUAUGUCCUGUAAUUACAAACUACAAUAUUUUAACAUUUGGGGUGGAAGCAUCACAUAGGGUGCCAAGUUAUUCACUCUUUUAAAUGCAGGUGGCUUCCAACAGGCCCUAAAAUAUUGAAGGGAAACUGAACCGAACCUGGCCAUUGGCUCCUAUCCUUGUAAUAAGGAUGUUGAAUGACUUGGAAUCUUAAAAAGCGUGAGGAUUAUUGUGCCCCAGCACUGGCAAUUUUUUUAAUGAAACAUGUUUCGAUGUUUGCUCUGGAACUGCAGAAGCUGAUAUGCCAUAAUUAGUUUUAAUAAAAGGUUCUAAUUUAUGCUUCAACCCCCUGUUCACCACCUCAAAUAAAAAGAUAAUGACAUAGUAAUGCCUGAUGUUUUAUUCCUGAACCUCCCAGCAGGUCAGUUGUUUGGGGUUUUCUUCCUCAGAAGGGAAAUUAUUUAAAAAACUUAUUUCUUGAUGCCUUGCAUUGUGACUAUAAAAAAAUGCAUCGUGUGAAUUAAUAUAGGGUAUUAUUUUCUAUUUCAUUCUCCACCCUUUUGCCCAUUCUAAUCCUUUGUUUUUCUCUUUGUGUACCAGUAUGUUUGAUGUUUGUCUUUUGUCUCCAUUUUAUAAUUAAUAGUGUCUUUAAAAAAAAUCUAAAUCUUCAGGAGGUUGUCAUAUUUUAUGCCUGUGUUCAGCUGUGUUAGAGUUUGCAUGCUGUUUUGGGCUAUCUGCCUUGCUUAGUUUUACACUGUUCAAGCUGUCAGGUCUUCCCCCAAAGCUUCAUUGGAUUCUAGUGAAGUAAUGUGAUUCCAUUUUAUUACCGUAUGUUGUAAGAUGGUCACUGCAUUUUGUAACUGAGGGAAAGCUUUCUGGUCUGAAAACAUCUUUAUACAUUCUAAUAAACCUUUUUCCUCCCCAGCCUGGGUUGACACAACCUGGGAGCUAGAUUUCACAGAGACUGAGCCUUUGGAUUCUGAACUAGAGGCUGUGAUAACGGGCAAUGGUUUGGAUGCCUUUUCCCAACUCUACAUGGCUCUCUACCCCUUCGCUGCAGAUGACCACGAAACCACAGAAGUAAGAAGCAUGUUUGUGAUGUUAGCAAAGAUUGGCUUGUUUUGUUCUAAUUCAUUGGUGGAGAUUUUAAUCCAGCAUUUCCCAAUUUUGUGCCCUUCAGAUGUUUUGGAUUGCAACUCCCAACUGCCCCAGUCAGCAUGGCCCGAUUGUCAGGAAUGAUGGAAAUUGUAGUCCAAAGUGUUUGGUGGGCACCAGGUUGGGGAUAGGUUUGCAAAAGACUGGCAGUUAGAGCUCUGGCAGGAUACAUAACAGUUCUUGCCUCCCUGAAGCCUGUUGUUUGACCAUGUACAGCCUGAUCCUUAUUCAGAGUUGAGCUACACCUAAGCCCUUGGGAACCAGCAGAGUUAAACCAGCACUCCUAAUUAUAUAGAAUUGCAACCUUCAAGCAUUCCUAAUUGCACAGAAUCCCAGCCUUCCAUGUGAUCGUCAUCUGUAACAUGCCCUAUGUAAUCCCCAAGGAUUAUAGCCAUUCCAUCAGGUGUGGGAGAGAGAUUUUGCAGGACUUCAACUCCCAUCAGCCCUAACUAGAUUGCCAAUGGUGAGUGAUGAUGAUGGGAGUUGUAGUCCAUCAACAUUUGGAGGGCCACGGGCUCCUCGCCUGGUAUAGGUGGUGAUUAUUUCAAGCCAGUGUUUUUUAACCAAUUUCUGAGGAACUCUGGAAAUCUUAGGAAACUUAAUGGGUUUCCUUGAUGAGAAGACUAAUGACUGGGAUUAUCUGAGAUGGAGCCUGCAAACCACUGCCACUAUGGUUGCUCUUUGGGAAUGUGCAGACACAGACAAGUAUUGGGAGUUUUCUAGGACAUGCUCUCAAGUGUCAUGGCACGAUAAUGAGGCCUGAUGGGCCUAGCCAGUGAGCUCAGCAUGCACUGUCAUGUCCCAGAAUCUUCUGUGGCAUGCAGGAGUUCCUCAGUAGGCCAGGAAAUGUGGAAAACCUUCCUUGAAGGUCAAAAGCAUGGCAACCCCUGCUCUGAACCAAUUGUGCAGCUGGGAAAGUUGAACCAGUAACGCUUUCUCCCUUGAAACUCAGAACAUGCAGUGGGCUCCCAUGUGGAUAUUUGAUGUCGUGAUAUGGCAGGUGUUGUGUUUCUUCUUGUCAUAUUUUUUUCCUUUUGUUUCAGAGUGCCUGGACCCUGUUUGUGGAGAACAAUAUCUGCCACAAUGCCUUUGUCGCUGUUUUGUAUCACUUUGUCCAAGAGGCCCAGAGUAAAAACGCCAAUUUUCAUCAGCGGUUGUAUGCUCUUCAUGCUGCUGGAUUAUACUUCUUAUUGGUUGAAAUUCCAGGUAAGCAGGAGAGAUGCUUGGAUAACACUUUUGCCAGUCCUUUGCACAGUCGCCCUGCAUGUUUGUAACUGGAUAUAAGCUUGAUGGGUAUCAAUGAGGCUAUGCUAAAUCAGGCCAGUAAAUAAGCAAUCUCCUGGCUGCCUGUGGUGACAGAGAAUUAAUUCCAGGCAAUCAGAUUUUCCACCCUUAAUGGACCAAAGACAAUUGAGCUGGGUAUACAUGGGGCAAGUAGGCCAUCAAAAUAAAAAUAAAAUUGUUGGUUAGUAAUAGUUGUGAAGUUACUUGCAAGGCUGUCAUAAGCUGUCAAAAAUAGUUAAAAUGGCAGAGUGGAGGACAGGCUCUGUGUUUAUUGGUUUAGCUGCAGUGCUGGGAGUGACUCAUGAAGGAGAUCACUGCUGUCUUGAAGGAAGUGAUGGUGUCAGCUGGCCAAGGCACCAAUGAUGGAAGGACUUGGAGUGUAGGGAGGAGGCCGGCCAGUGAAGCCGGGGAUGAAGGUGCAAACGUUGCUUAUAACCAAAGUCCAAUAAGUUCGCGAACAAAUGAAGAUUUGAAAUGGAUGCUUCCCACUGAGGGUUUUAAUCUGGGCCUGCCCCACUUUAGGCAGUGUGAGGGGGUCUGUCUUAACUCAGAGCUUUGGGGAUCCUGCUAAAAGACAGCAAGUCAUCCAUUUUGUUUUCAUUAUUAUCAUUUAUUAACUUUAUAUCCCACCCUUCCUUCCAAGGGAGCCUAGGGUAGCAAGCACACAAGCGAUAAAACACCUAGAAGCAAUUCCAAUGCAGAUACAGACCUGGAAAAAUCUCUACUUAAAAGGCUUCUUGAAAGAGGAAUGUAUUCAGUGACUACUGAAAAGACAGCAGAGAUGGUGUCUAUCUAAUAUUUAGUGGGGUGGUGGGGAUUAGUAUACUUUCAUUCAUAGGGUAGGGUCAUAUUUGGAUUUUCUGCUUCUGAUAAGUUAGCCAACAUGCUGUGUUAGAGCUGCAAAAUGCUCCUUCCCCUUUUUGCCUUGCUUAGCUCUAUGCUGCUUAUGGUGAUGGUUGAUGUGCCGGUAUAGAAAUGCUGUUUCCUUAAAGUGCAGGCUUUUUGUCCACCUUUCCUUUUUGGACAGGUAGCAUAGUUAACCGGGUGUUCCAUCCAGUGAUGUUUGAAAAAUGCCUCCAGACUCUGUCUAAAUGCUGGCCCCAUGACUCAGACAUGUCCAGGAAAAGGAAAAAAGACCAUCUUAAAAGCUGUAAGGGUGAUCGGAAGAAGAGGGGAAAGCCACUGAGGGAGGAAAACACAAUGGUAAGAAGAAAAUUACCCAUGCGUUACCGAAAUUCUAUAAAAAAAACCUUCCCACCUCCAAGGAGAAGUGAUUCAUCUAGCCAGAGGUAGCCAUUCUGUAUUGUUGAACGUUACUCCAAGCUCCAGAGACAAGUCUGAAAGUGUGAAGUGUGUCUUUCUACACAAACAGGCACCCUUGUUGACUGUCAGCAACUGUAAUAAAAUGGUCACCACACAUCAGUUAAGGCUUCACCAUUAUAGCAAACACAAAUGCACACAAAAACUCAGAGAAAAGUAAUGCUCGAAUGUGCGAUCCCUCAUUUUCUACAACUUUUGGAAGCCAGUUUUCCUUCUGGUUUGAAUGGUGAGCAGACUCUUUAUGUUGCUUUAAAAUUUGGUAGCUUGCUAGAGCAGGCAUGGCCAACUGGUAUAAAAUGUAUUGAUGCCAGUUGUCUAAAUGUGCAAGCCUUUUCAGCUAAGCAUGUCUUCUAUGGAAGGAAUCUUACGGUUCCCUAGAUGAUUUGCUCCCAAACGUGCUACAGAUCUUUGGGUGGCUUACAGGUACAUUUGUCUCCUUCACCUCUCGGGCGUCUGGUUUUUUUGCUCUGCUUAGUGGUCAGUCCUUUUGGUGUGUGUUCAAAUUUGAUGUGGGCCAGUUCAGAUUUAUUGGGAGUGGACUUGCAGGCUGCCAGUGGAGCAUCCUUGCUCUUUCAAAUCCUUGUCCCAUUUCUUGCCAUUCUAGGUAGAUGAGAACUUUGAAGAAGACGACGACGACCAGGAAGAAGAGAUUUACUUUUCUGCACAGGAGCUGCUUCAGAUCCGGGAGGCCCUCUUCCUUCUCUUGAAGAACCUCCUGAGGCUUCUCUCUAAGUUUUCCCUGAAAGAGAGGUCACAGUGUGUGCAGACGUGUGUUCAGGUGACUGGAACUGUUGGGAUCAAAACAACGUUGUGUAGAAUCUGCCUUCUCUACCCUGGUGCCCCACAGAUGUUUUGGACUACAACUCCCAGAACAUAUGGCGAGCACCAAGUUUGGUUAGCCAGAUACAGAUCCGUCUGCUGCAAGGUGUUAGUUGCUAGCUUGGCUGGCUUUUCAAAAAGAUUAAUCAGAUUUGCAGAGGAUAAAUCUAUUGGUUUAAUACAUUCUUAUACCAUCUUUUCCCCCAAGAAGGCCCCCGGUUUCAGAGGCUCAACAAAUGGCUACCAAGUCUCAAGGUGGUGUACAUUGUUCUGCCCUCUCCAUCUUAUCAUUAAAAGAACCCUGUGAGGUAGUUUAACCUGAUCAACUGGCUUGCCCAAGGUGACCCAGUGAGCUUCAUAUCUAGUGGGGAUUUGAACUGUGGUUUCCCAGGUUAUAGUCCAGCACUCUAACCACUACUGUACACCACACUGGAUUUCCAACUACACCCCUUUUGGCAAUAAUGUCUAUAUGAAACCUCUGUGUUCAGAGCCUCUAUCCCUCUAAAAAGCAGGUGCCAGGGACAGAAAUCAAGAGGAGGAUACUGGCUUUCAUACCAUGCUUUCGGAGCUUCCCAGAGGCAUCUUCUGGCCAGUUUUUCAGGGUGUCAUCUCAAAUAUUUAUAGUUACAAUGUAAGUGAUACAUGGGGUUCUGAGCAAUCGCCUGGCCUUCCAUGAUCCUCUGUUAGAAUGAUUUGUGGUUAUUUGCUCACUAUGCUCUGGAUCCUGCAGCUGGUGCACUUUUAAAUUAUGGGACACAUGGAGCAUGCAAAAGCAUUGGAAGGCCAGGAUAUUAUUUGUGGGCCUCAUGUUCCAUGUUUUAUGUCUGUGCCUGUUAAGUCUGUAUUCCCUUGCCCUGCAACAGUCGGCCAUUGCCCAUUUUUUAAUAUGAAUUCCAGCCUCCUAUUGGCUCCAGUGGAUUGAAUAGGCUUACCCUUGGGUCGCAAGGCAGCUUAAUCAAGACUAUUCUCCCUACCACUUGAUUUAACUCUUGGCUUUGACUUCUCUUGUAGAUCUUUGUUAUGCUGAUGAGUUUCGAGCCCUGCGUGCAUGGAUUUGAGCCUUCAGAGAGGAUGUGAGUUAUUUCUGUUAAGUCUUAAUAUCAUACAGUGGUACCUCGGGUUACAUACGCUUCAGGUUACAUACGCUUCAGGUUACAGACUCCGCUAACCCAGAAAUAUUACCUCGAGUUAAGAACUUUGCUUCAGGAUGAGAACAGAAAUCGUGCAGCGGCGGUGCAGCAGCAAGAGGAGGAGGCCCCAUUAGCUGAAGUGGUGCUUCAGGUUAAGAACAGUUUCAGGUUAAGAACAGACCUCCAGAACAAAUUAAGUACUUAACCCAAGGUACCACUGUACUUUAAAGAAUGUGAGGGGAUCUUUUAAAUAUUAAACUCUCCCCCACCCCAGCCACAGUUAAGCCACAUGUUAUUUCUUAUUUGUGAUCAAGAAUUGGGGAAUUGUAAUUACAAGUGUUUGGUUUAGGACUUUUUAGCCUGCACAUAAAAUGGAUCCAGCAGUGAGCUUUAAAUGUUUGUUUUUUGGUGUGUGUUUUUGGUAUAGGACUAUCAGCCAAGCCAAGUAUGUCCCAGAACUUGCCUGCUUUGGCUUACGGCUGUUGUGCUCUCCACUUCACGGUGUAGAAGAUAAGGUAAAAAUGACUUACAUGCAUGUUGAUGUGUCUCCUCUCUGUCUAUAAUUCUUAGCAUGUGCAAAGGCUCCCGUUAGUCAAAGCCCACAUUAGAACUUUGUCUUUAUAGGCUAACCAAAAUAUUUCAAAAUGAUGUGCAAGCUUAUGGGUUUUUCGGCAGUCUUCAUCAAGCUAGAAUGGCAAACCACCUUGUGCAUCAGAUAUUUAGGGGCCUUUUUAAAGGGACUUGUAAAAAACCGGUAGACAGGACUAUGCAAAAUCCAGCAGAGAUUCAUAGAGGUUUGGUUCUCCCAAUCCCCCACUUUCCUGUUCUGGAUGCUUCCCACCCCUUCCGAGGCUCAGUGCUUUCUCUACAGUGCUGUGGCAACCAGGGGUCCACAUAUGGCCAUUUUUCUUUCUUGAAACCAACUGAUCUGAGUCAGUGAGCCUUGCUUCGCUUCUGGAGAGAGACAUUAAUUUAUUCUCAUUUAUAAAGACAAACCAAUGGGACCUGCAGCAGAAUGUGUGCCCUCUUUGGUUUGGCUGCUAGAGGGAGCUUUAACACUGCUGUAUAAAACUGACGUGUGCCGUUUUACCACAAAGUAGGGCAGAGCGAGUUUUGCGGAGGCAUUUUCACACCAUUUUGUACUGAGCUAAGACAAAUUUUCUGCGGGCUCUAUACACUCGCUUCCUCAAAAGGCUUUGCUCCUUGUGUUUUUCUUUAAUGGAGGACUUCUGCACAACACAUUCUUUCCAUAGUUUUUUAAAAAAUUAUUAUUUACUUGAGAGUGCUGCUUGCUCAACUAAGGCGCAGUGCAUUAAAAGGGAGCUCACGUAAAUAAAUGUGAUGCACACUUCUCAUUCAUCUGGCCAGGUAAGAAGAGUAGGAGGUGUGGUGUAGAAGCUUUAAUUUGCCAUACAGGGCAUGCUAAUAAUAGAGUAUGUAGUCUGCCUUCUAUUGCAAUCAGCAGCAACACUUCGAUCAAAGGUAGACUUUCCAUUUUUCCACUCCUGUGUGCAUAACAGGGUGUUGGGGAAUAAUUAUUUUAGCAAUCCAAUAUUAACUGGACCUAUGCUAAAAGCCUACUGAAGUUCCCUCACCAGAGGAAUAAGGUAGUGUGUGAGAGAGAGACUGGCUCUAGUUUCUUCACAUAAAGAUGCACAUGCUGUAAAAGGGGAGUAGUGGUGUUAGGUGCGGGGAAACUGAUGACAUGGAUAACUCUUCCUGGCACCCACCCACUCACUCACCUGCCUCUUGUUGCUUUUCUAGGUUCUUCGCCUUGUGUUCCACCGUCUGCUCGCUGUCAUCCUCAUGCAGCCAGAGAGAGGUGCCUCCAGUGGCUCAUCAGCCACUAUUCCAUCUCAGGCUGUUGGCGCUAGGAACCUAGCCAUUGGAUUCAUCAGGUGAAGCUCAAAGUGGCUGUCGCUUGGUGUUUGUGCUUGUGCAUCUAAGCAGGACAGCAUUAAACCAUCCUUAACUGUCAACUCUUUGUGGGUGGCUUUAGCAUUCUGUAGUUCAGGUUCGUGGUCUGAAUGCUUGAGAUAGCUUUAAGAAGUGAACAAUUUUAUCCAUAUGCAGCCUUUAUGCACUUAUUAACUCCCCAGAGCUGUGAGGACUGGAAAUGUAAAAAUAAGAGUUGCUGUUGUUUCACAUAUUAUGAUCUGGGAACAGCAUGUUGCUGCAUUACUAAAGCUAAGCAGUUAUAUGGAACUAGUUGGAAAUCUGGAUGGGAGACUACUGCGUGCCUUGUAUAUUGGGGGUGUAUUUUUAAGUAGAAUAUAAAUAUGUAAAAUAAUGUUACAUGCAACCUGCUACAAUCACAUGGAUGCUCACUGAACUGAUCUCUUGCCUGGAAGAAAUUCCUACUUGCCACAGGUGACCAGACAAGUGGCCUUUUACAAGCCUGCUAUGAGGGGGCAGAUCCAAGUAUAGGUAUCUGCUCCUCCAUGACGCUCAAUAUCUUUUGCCCUACCAACUUCAUAGUGAGAGAACCUUGUAUUUGCUGCCCUUACUUUUGGAGGAAGGGCAGGAUAGAAAUACCAUAAAUGUACAAACAGGGGCACAUAAUUUCAUGGGGUUUCCUUCUCUUAAGGCAGAUAAAGCGCCAAAGUUCAAGGUCAGGAGUUCAUGUCCCACGAUCUCCAUGGGAUGGGAAGAUCUGGGUAGCCCAUCACAGUAGACUGUAUUGAGCUAGAUGGAUCAGUGGUGUAUCUUGGCCAGGCACCCAGAGCUUUUUGCCAUGUCGUGUCUGACUCUUCCAUUUUUGUGCAGCUCUCUGAUCGAGGAACUGAAAGAAGUUGCCUACCCUGUGCUGCGAAUCUUACUGCAGCAUAUUUGUGUCAAGGUGGGUUAUAAUCUUUACUCUCCUGUCCAGCAGCAUAGCAUGUCUCACUUCUGAAAAAAGGAGGUAUCGUUUUCUUAAAGACAGCUGUAUAGUGGCAGCAGCUGGUGACCAAGCUGCUUUCAUGGACUGGCCUCCUGAGAACUUUAUUUGGACUGGAUUCAGUCCAAGGUUUGCCUGUUUCCUCUCCCCAACUUUAGAAUGACCAUCUUGUUGGUGCUGUUUUUAGCAACAUAUAGAGGACCAUGUGGUUUUUUGUAACGCUGGAGCUAAAUGGUUUUAAAACCAAACCAGCCAGGAAUCAGAUCUUGAAGUAAUCUAUUAAGGACAUUUACAGUAACUGAAUUUCAUAAUUUGUUUAAGCAGGCCUUUAUGAUGCAACACAACUCUAUGCUGUCAUUCAAUACAUCACAUUGCAUUCCUUAGGAUUCCCCCGGCUUCUGUAUCUGGCAGCCUAAGGCCAGUCCCUUGGUUUAAUUGGUUGUCAAGCCAGGGAUCUCACUUGCACUGGGUCUCAUCCAAGGGCUAUCUGUUGCCAAUCUCUCUACCCUGCUCCAGAAGUUGCAGCAAUUAUGAUGGAUCACCUGACUUCACUUAGCCUUGACAAUUUCCUUUAUUCCAUUUGUUCCAGGUUCCUGAUAAGUCUGAAUACCGAACAUACGCAGCAUUGGCUGUGACGCAACUGCUGCACAAAUUCCCUUGUGCAGAGCGCGCAGACUUCAUAGCUUGGCUGUAUAAAUUUUCACUCAAUGACAAGGUGAGGGCAGUGGUGGUUUGAACACUGGCUCUUUAGGGAGCCAGCAACAUCCCUGACAUGCUGCGAGCGAUAAACUGAACACCCAGGUAGCCUGUGACUAGUGGUGCCCCGCUUUCUAAGCUACAUGGCAUCUUGGGGUUCUUCUUCCAACAGGCCUCCUACAGAGUAUUUGCUCUUGAUGUGGCCUUGGCCCUGUUGGACCUUCCAGAGCGGGAGGAGGACAUCACCUUGUCUGAGGAGCAGCAGGCAUUUCUGAAACACAAAUUCCUAAUGCAGACCAUGGUCCUCGGGCGGUGCGUGGACAAAGCCCCAACUGUCCGCAGCAAAGCACUUUCAAGCUUUGCUCAGUGUCUCGAAGCGAAAUCCACACUAAACAGAGAGAACAUCCAGGAGCUGAUGCAGGGCAGUAAGUAUGGUGGGGGAAGUGAGCUCUGAUCAUCAACAGGCUUCAUGAUGUUUCGGACAGAAUGUGGGACGUUAGACUAACAGGGUCCUAGAUUCAAAUCCCUGCUUUGUCCUGAAGUGCACUGAUGACCUGGGAGCAGUCAGUAUCUCUGAACCUAUUCUACCUCACAGGGUUGUUGAGAGGAUUGAGAAGUGUGAUAACCCCAUGUGCACAGCUCUGAGUUCAUUGGAAGAAGGGCUGCCAACUAAGAGAUUCUUCAAUGCAGCAAGAGAGAACUGGCACGCUGGGUUUCCUUUCUUGUGUUGACUCGCUUCAGUUGAUUGCAGAGCUAAGGUCCAGAGCUGGGCAUGAUCUAGCUCAGAGGCUGCUAGUUGUCAACCCCUCCUCUGCUUCAUGUGAGCUAUCCUCAGACUGUGUGUGUGUGUGUGUGUGUGUAAAAAGCCUUCUUUGGCUGCCAAAUUGGAUUUAAUCUUCUUCCUUUUACUUGCCCCCACAGCUGCUAGUUCUACAGUACAGGACUCAAACAUGCCUGCAAAGACAUUCAUAACCAACACAGAAGGUGAGCCAAGCCACCAGAUACUGGUAACCCUUUCAAAAUUGCCAUGCCUGUUCUUGUAAUGUACCAGAGGAACUUGGAAUAAAUGCUUGAACCUGUUAGGAGUGACUCCUGGUGGAGAGAAAGGAGGAUAGCUGAAAGACUGCCAUGUCUCAUACAAGCCUGCCCAGAUCUUCAGAAGAGUUCUCUCUGUUUCUAUCGAUGCCAGAAAUCCAUUCAGCAGGAAUCAAAGAGAGGUCUGUCAGAAACUCUUUGCUCAGGGAACCUUCUCCAUUCCCCUUAAUACCAACAAGCAGCUCGCUUGAUCAACUGGUUGUUUAUAGCCAGUGUUCAACUGUGUUGAAUUUAUUGAUGUCUUGCUGUACCCACUCUGUUCUCACAUUGUCUUUGGUUAUUUUGGAUUUUACUUUUAAUGCUGUUAGCAGCCCAUAGGGUAGAAAGGCAGGACACAAAUUAAACAAAGAAACCUAACUCUUAAUUAUGGGAAUGUGCCUUGGCUUAAGGCUGUAAUCCUAAAGCUACAAUCUCACCAAUUGGUCACCUUUGGAGUUGACAUCCCAGACAGGUGGGUGAGAUGUUUAGUAAGACCCUUCUUUUUGUCCCUAAUCACUUGCCCACCAGCUGUCUAAGACAUAAGAGUCCUGCUGGAUCAGACCUGAGGCCCAGCUAGUCUGGUAUCCUGUUCUCCCAGUUGCUAAUCAGAUGCCCAUGGGGGACCCUAUGAGCAGGGCAUGAGCAUGACAGCACCUGCUCCCACUCUGCCCAGUAACUGGAAUCCAGAGGUAUAUUGCCUCUGAUACAGGAUGAAUGUACCAUGGAGUUAUUUGGGAAAAAAAGUAGCAGACAGGCCAAUGAAUGAUAAUCCACAUCUUUGUUAUUUUCUCCUUCCAAGCUGUCUUCCUUGAAAUCUUGGGUCAUUAUGACAUCACAGCUUCAGAGUGACAUCACACAUCUCCUCUUUCUUGGUAGUCUGAUCUCUGGGCAACUCUUUGGUUACGGGUAAAUGGAUCCUGAUACACUUAUGUGUAGUUUCUGUUCAGUAACCAUUAUUAUUAUUAUUGUUAUUAUUAAAGCUUCCUCCAGCCAUUGUCUGAAGACUUUCCCAACAUUCAAAACUUUAGAGGUGACCGAAGAGCGCAACACUACUCAGUAUGAUGGUAUGCUGGACCCAUUCUUGGGUUUUCCUUUUUAAAAUUCACUCGCUUUCUCCUACUUGAUCAUCUUCAAUAUAUUCAGGGUUGUUGUUUUUUAAUUAAGGAAAUAGUUACCUGUACAGAAUAUUGUCUAUUUUAUUUAUAGAAGAAGAUUUCUCACAUUAUAUCAUGGUUACAUGUGGGGCAGACCUAUGUAGGAAUUGUGUGCAGCCCACAUGGCAAUUGUAUGUGUGAAUGAAGAGCCUUGGGAAUUGUAGUCCUAUGAAAAAGGUGGGAAUUGUAUACCCUUUAUUAAAAUCAUUUGCCCACGCUGGUUGGAUGAUGGGACACUUUUGCUGCAAUCCUGCCCCCCCCUCUUAUUUUGAAGUGAGCCCCAUUGAACUCAGUGGUACAUAAUUCUGCGUAGGCCUAGGAGUGUGCUGAUUAGCAGCUGAGCAAGGAAGAGAUGAGAGAGAAUCCUGACUGCUUGGUUUUCGACUUUAUGUGUGUGUGGUAUGCGAGUUGUUGUAAUGUUUGGUUAUCUUUGAGAGGAGAGAGAGCUGGAUGUGCAUAGUGCCUCUUUUAUCUCUCUUUAUGCAUAUUGCCUUGGGCACUUCUGAGUUGAAAAGGUGGCUUGACAGUAUGUGUGUGAGGAUAGCUAGCUAGCGCAUGCCUGUAUGAACUGGGAAGGUUCAGGUCUCUCCCCUUAGCCACAGAUUUAUUAAAUGGCCUCAGGCAGGUCAGUAUCUCUGUCCUGACCCUAUUCACUCCAUGCUCCCCUUUUUACUAUGGCAGUGAUGAUACUGGCCUACUUUUAUGGCGCAGUGGAGCUUCCUGAAGAUAGAACUCAGUUCUCGGCCAAUAGGAAGCCAAGGUGGUGGUGGUGGGAAACUUUGAAGUCCCCCCUCAAAGAAGAAGCUUGUAAAGGGCAGUUGAAGGAGACUUUCAGAAGAGAAGACUAAAGGAAGAUAGCUGAGAGAGAGGAGACAGGCCCACCUGCAUAGAAUGGUUCAUGUGCUAGUCUGAUGUGCAUAGCAGUAUGGCAAAGAACAUAAGAGACACCCCGCUGGGUCAGAAUGAAGGCCCAUCUUAAUCUACCAUCUUGUUUUUCCAAAGACUCUGCAUUGAAAUCCUCUAGGAGCCCCAAUUCACAUGGACAGAAGGCAAUAGCCCUUUCCCACUGUUACUCCCUGUGUGCAACAGCAUUCCACCCACUUGUGGGUCCCAGCAAAUAUGCCUUUGACCCAUAUUUUCUACCUUUGUGAAGCUGCUUCUGGGGAAAGCCCCACUACUUGAUCCAGGAAGCAGUUGCACACAGAGCCCUGCAAUUGGUUGUUGUUGGGGUUGUUGUUUUUUUUGGGGGGGGAGUAUUUUAACCAGUUUUCUUACACAUCUCGCCCUGUAGGGUGGCACUGUCAUGAGCAAGCCUUUUGCUCAUUUUCCAACCCAGCCUAUCCACAGGUGGGGGCCCACCCUGAGAAACAGGAGUAAUGUUUCUGUGUGGUGUCAAUUCAACCCCCUUCCAAUUUUCAUUGGAUAACACCUUUGCAACUGUUGUGGGAUUACUGAGACAAUGUAUGUGAAGUCCUCUUGAGUACUGGAAGCGCUGUAUAAGAAUGCUAAAUCCAUACAAUGUUCUGCUGAGCAUACGAUAUUUCCAAAACCUCCUCCACCACCAUAUUUGUUAUUGUUUGCUGUGUUUAUUAUUCACUUACAAUUUAAAAAGCAUACUGUGUACGCAAUUUAAAAUACAUCAAAAAGUUAAGAGCUUCAUUCUCUUCUCUCCCACCCCAUUGCAACAGGAAAAGAGAUCAUGGUCAUGCUGAGACUAAGAGCUGCGGAUGACAAUCCAAGCGUUAGGAAAUCCGCCCUCCAGGUAUGUUUCUGUCUUCUUUUUGUGCUCCCAGUACCAACAGACAUUGCUGUAUUCUUUAAAAGUAGCCAGCUUUGCAAUGAAUCAUAAAGGAAGACAUGGAAAAUUGCACAGUACCCAGAAGCGACGUUCUCAAUAUAAUGGCUCCCUCUAAUAGCAAGCUCAGUCAGCAAGUGCCAAAAGGAUUGUAACCAAAAUGAGGCCGCUAAGAAACAAGUGGAGAGGUACUGGGGUGUUUGUGGUUUUUGCAGAAAUACUGAAUUUUAAAAAGUUUUAAAUUACACUUCCCCCUUCAGAGAGGUAAUCUCCCUCCCUUAAAACAACAACAACCCACACAGCCCAGGGAGGGCACAGCAUCCAUCUUUAGCAGCCACAGAAUACAGAUUGUUAGAGGUGGGGAAUGGAGUAUUGUGGAUGAAGGCAUAGCUAAUUGGAACACUGAGCAGGGACGCUCAACACUAAUGUAAUAUUGCAGGUCUCACUUGUCUCCAUAACUGAGAUCAAGGUAUUUCUGGUGGUUUCAAGAGUUGGCCCACUUAGCACAGUGCAUUCAACCCUGACAGGUAGAAGGUUCUCCAGGGUCUUUUUUAGCUAUGCGCUCUGAUCGCUCUUAACUGGAGGUACCAGGGAUUUUAGCUCCCACUGCAUGUGUGUGCAUUAUUAUUUUUUAAGCUAGAGGCAUAGUGAGCUAUUUUAUACCAGACCAGAAAUGUCUCCUCUCACCGGCAACAGCUCUCCAGAGUUUGGGGCAGAUGCCAUUCCCAUCACCUGUCAUCUGAUCCUUAAAAAAGAAAAGAAACCCAAAAUCUGUCAAUGCUGGGGACUGAACUUGGGACCUUCUCCAUGAGAUCAGAUGCUCUACCACUUAGUUCUGGUCCUUCUCUCCAUUCGGCCACCAUCUUCAUCCUCCCUUAAUUCGGAAUUGGAAGCAUACAUAAUCCGCGCCAAAGUCACUGCGAGAGGGAGGGCUAUACUUCUAAAUAAAUCAAAUUAUCUUAGAUUGGUAUUGAUAAUGGCUGAGAGAAGAUUCCUGUCCCUGACAGCGACAGCGAAUGAUGAAUGACUUGAGAAAUGUGACCUUAACUUGGCCAAAUACUUGAUCUCCUGCUGAGAGAUUUAUUACUGUGUAAUGAAAUAUGUAAGCUUGAAUAAAUCACUUUUUAACAUUUAAACCCUCAUGUUUAGAAUAUUUAUAGUGGCAUAAUGAAUCUGUGUGGGAAGGUAAUGAAUUGGCACAUAUUUGAAUGCGGAACUGCACAGACGUCAGUUGUGCUGAAUAUUGUAGGUUUCCGUAGCUGGGAUAAUUGGCUUGUUCCAGACUCCCCCGAGGGUGGCCACCAUCCGGGGACCAAAGUCUGCUAGCAUGAUGGCUUUGACAUCUGGGUCUCAAAUUUGGCAAGACAGCCUGUCCCAAAUUUCCAGAUGAAAGCUCUGGGAUGAUCUUGACAUCCCUCAGUGUGUGUCUGUCACUUAAGGCAAGGACCGGGGCCGGUGCUUUUCCCUUCCUGACAAACUUUUGGCAGCAGUGGGUGGGGCCAAAGGUGGAAAUAGGCGGGGCAACAAAUGCUAGCAUUCUCUUUUGUAUAAAGGUAAAGGUACCCCUGCCCGUACGGGCCAGUCUUGACAGACUCUAGGGUUGUGCGCUCAUCUCACUCUAUAGGCCGGGAGCCAGCGCUGUCCGCAGACACUUCCGGGUCACGUGGCCAGCGUGACGAGGCUGCUCUGGCGAACCGGCCCCAGAGCAGCACACGGAAAUUCCGUUUACCUUCCCGCUAGAAAGCGGUACCUAUUUAUCUACUUGCACUUAGGGGUGCUUUCGAACUGCUAGGUGGGCAGGAGCUGGGACUGAACGACAGGAGCUCACCCCGCCGCGGGGAUUCGAACCGCCGACCAUGCAAUCAGCAAGUCCUAGGCGCUGAGGUUUUACCCACAGCGCCACCCGCGUCCCUUUCUCUUUUGUAUAGUGAGCUAGUUGCUACUCAAAUUCAUAUACCCCUCUCUAUCCUCCAGGCAAGGAAGAAGCAUUCUCACAGUUCAGAGAUACAUUCCAACCAGGCAAAGAUGCUCAAUGAGGCUGGUGCGAGGUGUAGCCUGGGAAGAGACCCAGUGGCUGGAUAGAGAGAUCUGGAGGGCCGCAUUUGGCCUCCAGGCCUGAGGUUCCCCCAUCUCUGACAGAUGUGUAUUUGUGCGAUCCUUAGGUGUUGAUGAGCAUCUUGAAGCACCAUGUGAUUUCCUGCACCUUGGAAGACUUGGGCACGCUCCAGGAUCGAUGUCGUGAUGCUGCCGUCUCUGUGAGGAAGCAAGCCCUGCAGUGUAUAACAGACCUCUUACAGGUGAGAGAAGUUGCUGGCUUUGCUCUUGGAUGUGGCUGUGUAUGAUAACUACAAAAAAAGCCUAUCACAACAACUUCAGAAUGCAGCACCCGAGCAAUACAAAUUCUCCACUAAUGAAAGAUGAGUACAGUGGUACCUUGGGUUAAGAACUUAAUUCGUUCUGGAGGUCUGUUCUUAAGCUGAAACUGUUCUUAAUAUGAGGUACCACUUUAGCUAAUGGGGCCUCCCGCUGCCGCCGCGCCGCUGCCAAGCGAUUUCUGUUCUCAUCCUGAAGCAAAGUUCUUAACCCAAGGUACUAUUUCUGGGUUAGCGGAGUCCGUAACCUGAAGCAUCUGUAACCUGAGGUACCACUCUAAUUGAGACUUUGGUGAUACUUUGUUUAUUGAUUCUGUGCAUGGCCAUCACUAUCACCCCCCACACACUAUUUUACACCAAACGUUGAUGGGUGGACCUUGGAGGUCUAGUGUAAAAACAGAAUAGACCGCACAAGUUUUUUCAAAGGAGAGAUCCUUCACUGUGGCAGCUCCUAUUCUCUGAACCCUCUUGUCCAUUGCUAUUAGGUAGAUGCCUUCACUGUAUUGUUUUCAACGCCCACUAAAGACUUGUGUGUCUGGGCAGACUUUCUUAAACAAAACAAGUUUAAUAUGUGUUUGAAUUUUAUUAUGUAUGUAUUUACAUAUGGGUUUGCUUAUAUUUUAAUGUUAGCUUUCCUUUAACAUUUGGUUUUGUCAAUUUUUUUAAUGAAUAUUUUAUAUUCUAUGCAAAGUGCUUAGCGCUUAUGGAUUUUUAAACAGUAGAUAAGUUAAAUGUCAGUCCAUUCCCUGGUUUAAAGCAUAUUUUGGUUCUGCAUAUCCUUAUAUCAAAGAGGAAGGAACCAAACGGAAGGCUUUCAAGCUGCCCUAUCCCAUUUUAUUUUGCUCUAAUGGCAGGACAGCCCAUGUUUAGGUAAAAAUUCAAGGCUGCUCAUCCUUGUACCAUUUCAGGCAACCUGUGAUCAGCUGAAGAGCGUUGUGAUCAUUUGCCUGCUUCUGAGGCCUCAUUAUCUGAAAUGUCUGUCUUAAUGUGAUCAGUUGAUCUCUAUCGGUCUCCUUUCAGUCUCAGCCAGACAAUGUUCUGAUACAGAAGGCCUGGCUGACGGGUGUCGUUCCCGUCGUCAUGGACUGCGAGGACUCGGUGAAGGGGAAAGCCUUGGAGUUCCUGGAACGGCUCUUGUUGCAGCCUAUCAAGCACUGCAAUAAGUUCUCCCGUGAGGACAGAGGCCAAGUGUUGGCCUGGGACCUCCUUAUGCACUUCACAAAAGAGAGUCAAGAACUGAGGUAUAGUCCGUAGCACCUGAGCACAUGCAGAGCUAUCCCUGUGCGGAGCCUCACCUAUAAUCUUACGCUUACGUUGUCAUGCAUUUUUAACUUUUGGCACUAUAUGAAUAUAACUGCUUUGCCUUUGAUCAGAUGCUCUGCAACUGAGCCACAGCUGUUCACCUGGUCUUAUUGUUAGGAAUUUUCUUCUAAUGUUAAGCCAAGAGUUGCUUCCUUGCAAGUUCCACCUGUUAGCUCCAGUCCUGUCCUGCAGAGCAACAGAGAACAAGCAUGCCAGACGUACAGGUAUUGGAAGAUAACGGAUAUGUGUCCCCUUAAGAACAUGAGAAGAGCCUGCUAGAUCAGGCCAGUGAUCAGUCUAGUCCAGCAUCCUGUUCUCACAGUUGCCAGCCAGAUGCCUGUAGGAAACCCACAACCAUGACCCGAUCACGAGAGCAUUUUCCCCUCCUGCGCUUUCCAUAAACUGGUAUUCAGAAGCAUGGUUUCUCUGACAGUGAAUAUAUAGCCAUCAUGAUUAGUAGCCAUCAAACUCCUGUCAUGUAUCAAUUGGUCUAGUAUUCUUUGAAGGUCAUCUAGGUUGGUGGCCAUCUCUACCUCUGGAGGGGGGGAGGGACAAAGAUCUGGAGCUUGUGUGGUUGCAGGAAUCAUUUUCCCAUAGUCCGAAACUCCAAGCUUCCUGAACUCACACUGAGAAGCAGAAGAGAUGAACAAGCUGCUUCCAUCUGAGAAAGGGUCAUUUCUAGUUGGCUGCCAAGGCCAGUCAAAAUUUGUGGAACCCUGAUAAGUGGGAGGCUCUUGGGAUCUGGGUCUGUGGUGGUGUUUGUAUAGGGAACCUCUGGGCCGCUAGUUGCCUAUUGCUUAAUGUAGCCCUUUUGAGUGCAGAGAUUGUGGAAUGCUAAUCGGAAGCAUGCAAAUGAGAAAGGCAACUAUCAUUCAUUAAGAAAGGCAUUUGUCUUCAUUCUGGAGUGCAAUAUGCUGCUUGUCUGACUAAGCUUUGAUUCCAUCUUUUGUAAGAGACCUCAAAAGGGAUGAGGAGAUGCUUUUAGAAUGGCAAGAAUACGUGUGCUGAUUAAAAGCAGCGUAUGUUUUAUUAGUCAAUAACGUGCAACAGUUACUGAAAUAGAACACCCGCUCAUGGGUCGUGCCGUGGUGGAAUUUGUGAUACUGUCAUGAGUCCCAAUUUUGGGCCUUGCGUGGUAUAAUUGGCAUUUCUAUAUUGCUUGCUGCAUUUUCAAAAGCACGCCUAUACCUCUCCUCCCCUUUCCCUCUUUAGAACUGGGGAAAACGUAAGUCAAUUACUAAUUUUUAAAAUUCAUUUGGGCCACAACGGGGGAGCAUUUCGCACAGAGAAGUAAGAUAUUUGGUGGCCAGAAAUGAUGCAGGUCCAACCUGCUCUUAGUCACAAAUAUGUUUCAUAUUUGAGGUGGGGUGGGAUAGAAAGCUGUCUGCAGGUUUGCUGUUCUGAAUUUAAUGUUUUUGAAUAUUCUUAAUUUUCCAUCUGCUAUGGUAAAGGUUUCCAGGAAUCUAAAACAUAUGCAAGUUAUUGCUGCCAUGGUAGUACCAGGCGAACAGAAUGACUGUGUUCAGACAUAAUGAUAAAUGAUGACUUGUUAUUAUGGGAAUGUGUCUUGGGUGCUCACAUGAUGUCUCACCCCCUGCUUCCGGUACAGUGAUGAGGAGCAUAGAAACUUUGCUUCUAUUUUCAGUUAACCACAGUUUUGUGUUACCUGGUUUAAACAGGCCACCUUUGUAAGCCAAAUUUUGAGGUUGGCUUAACCACUGUUGCCAUCCAGGCAUAACACCAAGCUGUGGUAGUCAAAUGUUCCAAGCAAGUUGGGUGGCUGUGUCGGAGAAGGAGAGCAGAGAACGCAUGAGGCUUGUGCAUAAUGUUGUUGUUGUUAUAUUUAUACCCCAUCCACCUGGGUAUUACACAGCAUGUAUAAAAAAUUGUAAAACAUCAAUCAUUUAAAAAAUCCCAGUACAGGGCUGCCUUCAGAUGUCUUCAGUCAUAUACUGUAUUUUUCGUCCUAUAGGGCGCACCGGCCCAUAGGACGCACCUCGUUUUUUUGGGGGGGGGGGGAAUGAAUAAAAAAAAAAUAUUUCCCCCCAAGCCUUGCGCACACCUGCCCGAAGCACGGGGCGCCCUCCGGAGGGCUCCCCGUGCUUCGGGCCGCAGGCUGCCACCCCAAGCCUUGCGCAUACCCGCCCGAAGCACGGAGCGCCCUCCAGAGGAACUCCCGCGAGGCUUGCAAGGCUUGCUGAUAGCUUCCUGAAGCCUGGAGAGCGAGAGGGGUCGGUGCACACCGAUGCCUCUCGCUCUCCAGGCUUCAGCGAAAGCUUGCAUUCGCCCCAUAGGACGCACACACAUUUCCCCUUCAUUUUUGGAGGGGAAAAAGUGCGUCCUAUGGGGCGAAAAAUAUGGUAGUUGUUUAUUUCCUUGACAUCUGAUGGGAGGGCAUUCCACAGGGCGGGCGCCACUACCGAAAAGACCCUCUGCCUGGUCCCUGUAACCUCACUUCUUGCAGUGAGUGAACUAUGACUUAGGACUGCCUCCAGACUAUUGUGGUAUAGCAGAUGGAAUUUGGAGGAACAUGGGUUCCAAUUCUUGCUAUCUGUAAAGCUAGCCAGCAUUUCUCAACCUAGUCUACCUCACAAGGUGGCUGUGAGGAUGACAUGCGACAGCCCAGUUUAAGGCAGUUCAUCCGAAGAUGAGCAUUUUUUGCUACCACUAAGCACCCUUUGUUUCUGUCCUGUCUUUCAGCCGCUACUUGACCAGAGCUUUCCACAUAUGGUCGAAGCAGGGGAAAUUCUCCUCCGUGUUUGUUAGCAGCGUCGUCUCCCAUACCGAAACCGAGCGUGCUGCCCCUGCUUGGAUGCUGCUGGCAAAGGUCUCCGGCUCUUCACCCAAGCUAGAUUACACCAAGAUAAUUAAAGCCUGGGACAGUAUCAGCAGGCAAGUGUGACUUGGCCCAGGUGGGAGGCAGCCCUGUGUGUCAUUCAGAGGAGAAGGAUUUUUGUCUUACUCCAUCAGGGCUGUUUGCAACUUGAACAUUCUGGUUCUUUCAGGGAGCCUGGUGCUUGCUGGCAGACCAUGGUGCACAUCCUGUGUGUGAUUGGGAACACUGCAAAGCACCUGCCCAGCAGCAUACAAAGCAGACUGAUGGGUGAGUGUCCAUUUGAAAAGCCAACUUUACCCAUCUUCUGAGUGUUUUCGUGUUGUCCUAGAGCUCUCUACCUGUCACCUGAACUAACCAUCUGGUCUGUCUGCCUCUCUCACCAGCUCAUGUUAAGCUGCUUGACAUUCUUCUUUCCCCCCACAGAUGAUAUCAAAUGUUGGCUGCAGGACUCCCAGUGUCCUCUGGAGGUGAUUAGCCCAGCCAUAGAGACUCUGCAGAAGCUGUGCAGUGCCUCCUCAGAUUCCCCAAAGGAGACCCAGGUGAGGCUCAGAAAACUGCCUUCUAAGCACUGAACGUCCCACUGGUUAUCCUUCUUGAAACUGUCCUUGUGCUAUGCUUGCUUCCCCAUGCUUAGUAACACGAGAGAGGCAGUGGUGAGUCCUAUUGAGCAGAGGGGUUCCUCUGAAGUUUGUUUGGGAUUUCUCAGCAGUGCAAUCAGUUGUAGCCGAUCAGCUUCCCUGAAGGACUGCUUUCUCGACACCACAAGUUGCCCCUUUUGAUAGUAGCAGCUGCCAGGAUUUAGUCGGAGCGGGCCUGCUUUGCUUCAAUUCCUGGCACUGCCAAGUUAAAAAGAUUUGCUAGCAGGUGCUGUGGGGGCACCUGCCCGAGACCCUGCAGAGAUGCUGCCACUCAAGAUUGGGCUGGGUUGAUGGGAGCAUAGAAGUUGAUUUUAAUAGUCCAGUUUUGAGACUGCUAGCCAUCUUUUCCUGGUUUGGAAGAAAGGGAAGAUUGUGUCUAUUAUUAUUAUUAUUAUUAUUAUUAUUUAUUUUGUUAUGCCUUCCAUCUGACUUGGUUGCCCCAGCUACUCUGGGUGGCUUCCAGCAAAAUAUAAAAACAUCAAGCAUUACAAACUUCCCAUUAUAUGGCUGCCUUCAGAGGUCUUCUAAAAGUCUGAUCGUUUCUUACCUUCUUGGCAUCUGAUGCGAGAGCGUUACACAGGGUGGGUUUCACUAUCAGGACGGCCCCCUGCUUGGUUCCCUGUAACUUCACUUUUCACAAUGAAGGAACUGCCAGAAGGCCCUCAGAGCUGGAUCUCAGUAUCCGGCUGAAAGAUGGGGGUGGAGACUUAUCUUCACGUAUACAGGACCGCAUCAACAGCUCAGAAAUGUACUGGGAACCAAUGGAGAUCCUUUAGGACCAGUGUUAUAUGCUUCCAGUGGCACCCAGUCAGCAGUCUAGCUGCUGUAUUCUGGGUUAGUUGUAGUUUCCGUGUCACCUUCAAAGGUAGCCCCACAUAGAGUGCGCAUAGACUGCAUUGCAGUCAUCCAAGCAGGAGAUAGCCAGAGCAUAAUGAAAGGCUUCCACAUUUGAUUGCUUAUACAAGGGUGCUAACUUCAAUAAAAUGUUGUGGGGGCCCAGGUAAGCCCCACCACACAUAAUUGAUCACAUGAUGCAGUGCGUGCGCGCGCACACACACACACACACACACACCAUUUGAAUGGGAAUGACCAUCAACGGGGGGGAGGGCUCAAAUAUUUUAUUGUGAGGGUCGAAGCCCCCACGGCCCCUAGGAGUUGGCUCCUAUGCCAUGAAGAGAGGAGCUGUGUGGGUGGGCAAAGACCUUGUUCCUAUCUCAGUUCAUUAUUGCUGGGUGAGUCCUGAUAUAAAGCAGUUUCCUGUCACUGCAGAGGAGUGUUGGGUGUUCUCUUGCUUACCAAGGAGCAGUGAUGAGGUCUGCCCAGCACCCAGCAUUACAAAAAAAAAAAUAGUAUACCCUAAAAUACCUCUCAGAGCCCUUUGAAUCACUCAGACGUUCCCCAAUAACUGCUGGAAGCGGGGGGUGUGGUGUUCUUGGCAGAGGAGUUGAUGUGGAAAGGUCUCAUUGAUGCCAGAAAAUUCAAAAACCGCUUAAUGAUUCUUUGGCCACUGUGGAAAGUAGAAGGGUCUGUUAAGACAAUUUAGCCCAGUGCCUGCAGCUGCAUUUCCAAAAUAAACCCACAUUGUUCUCUUCUGGAAGAGGCUUCUCAUCAAAGGAAAAACUGCUGACUUUUUAAGAGUGAUCAGGGGAUUUUCUCAGCGUGGUGGUCUGAGAAACUUACAUGUUGGGAGGGAGAGAAGGGGAGAGGGAGAGAAGCAACAGUGGUUCCUUAGUAAAGAAUUAAAUCAAGGUCUCUCCAUGUUCGAACAGGAUAUGCUGAACAACUUAUUUGGGGGUCUUGUAGCCACAUGUGAUCAUUUCAUCUCGAGUAUAGUCCUCCAAGAGCGCAGCGCAGAGCAGCUACAAGAAGAUGCCUUGGUAAGUGAGACCAGAAUAUUAUUUAUUAGCUGCAUUUAUAUGCAAUCUUUCUUCCCAAGCACCCAAGGUAGUUUACAGUUUUAAAGUACUAAGGCAAAUGUUCUAACAUGCAAAAUUGGGAGCGGGGAGAAAGGAGCCGACCAACUAGAGCAGGCCCUGGUGUUUCCCUGUACCUGCCUCCCUCACCCUCUUCAUCCUCAAAGGGCGGGUGGUAUCUGUUGGUUCUUAAAUGUUGUGUUUCUAACAUCUUCCUUUGUUCAGCAGCACCAACCUACAGCUUAAACAAGGGAUGUGACGGAGCUAGAAACUUCACAGUUCACUAGAGUUGUUCUGUACAGUAUGUUAACUCUCAGUGUUCUCCUUUUGGUAGGUUAGACAUCUCUUUAUCUUGGGUGAGGCUGCACAGCUCUGUCCCGCCAAAGUGGAAAAACACAUUUUCUUACUGAUACAGUCCAUCCUGGCUAGUUCUGACACACUGGGCGAAGGUAAGGCCUUCCUCUUCUUUUGGUGUGCCCUUUUAGAGGGUAGCAGCCCAGUUUUGGAUGCCCCAUUCUAACUUUGGCAUGGUUCUUUCCCUAGCGUCCAGCUCUGGGAGUAGCGAGGACCUUCCACCAUCUCAACCAUUGUCCCAGUUCAGAGGCUCUGUGUUUCCGUCUGUUGUCAGAGCUCACGCAUUCAUUACGCUAGGUAAGAGCUCUCCCUUGCACAAGAACUCCUUACCAUGUGCCACCUCUUCUUGUUCUCCUCAUCCUUCUCCAGUAAACCUUGGUGAUAUAUGAGGGCCAGUGAGCCUUUUUCAGCUCGAGAGCUGCAUAACCUUCUGAGAGCUCCAUGCCAGUGUGGAUGGGGCCAGAGGGGAAAGUUGAUAGGUUUUUCUCCUAUGUGCAGUAGGUGUGUGCCCCAGCCAAUCCUCCAUGCAGGCAAGCAAGGGGCAUGAUCAGAGUUCAAAAACACAUUUCAGCUAGGCAAACACACUCAAGGAGAGUGCAAAGCAAAGCUGGGGAGAGAUGCAGUCUGGGGAGAGGCUUAGGGAGUUGCAUUUGCCCCCCACCCCUGCCAGGACUGAGGUUUAAAAUAUCCCCUGCUAUAGACAGACUCCUUCUACCCAGAGAAACUAAGCAGCUGAGUCUGGAUGUUGGAAAUGGUAGGCAUUGAGACUUGGUCAUACUCUGGGUAGAACCACUGAAAUCAAAUGGGUUUUAAAUGAAUCAUGGCUAAUCUAAAUGCCAUUGAUUUCUGAGUUUACACUAGAAAUGGUUAAGUCUUGAUCCAGUUGACUGUCUUUAACGAUGGCAGUGUGUUAGUCUAGUGGGACUGCAGGUUGCACACGAGGGUCUCCCUGCGGCCCUUGAGCCACCCUUCCCCCGUUUGUUCUUACAGAGGAUUAUUUCUCUUUCCGAUUGCUUCCGUGUCACUUUGCUUGGGCCUGCCGCACAGGCGGAAGAGUUCAGUCCAGUGGCUCAAGCCUAAUCCUCCUCCUUCCUCCCUGUUUCUUCCUCUUUGAUAGGUAAGCUUUGCCUCCAGCAUGAGGACCUGGCAAACAAAUGCAUUCCCGCCUUGGUUCGAGAACUAGAGCUGUCCAAGGACGUGGCUGUCCGCAAUAACGUCGUCAUUGUGAUUUGUGACCUCUGUAUCCGCUACACCAACAAGGUAGACAGGUACAUCCCCGAUGUCGCCAUAUGCUUGAAGGAUCCGGAACCUUUGAUCCGGAAGCAGACGCUCAUUCUCCUUACCAACCUCUUGCAGGUGAGUCAAGCACAGGUUGGCCUUGGGGUCUUCUCUGUUGUGCUGCACUUUGCCUCUUAUGUCAAGGGUGGCAUGUCACAACAGGAAGCCCUAAGUUUGCAGCCCUCAAGAUGGUGAAGGAGAGCCAGUUUAGUGUAGCAGAUGGGUUGAACAGAUGUCAGUUCAGUUCCACACCACCACCACCUCAGAAGCUCAAAAGAUAGCCUUCAGACAGUCACUGUCUCCUCUCUCAUCUUAAUCAAUCUCACAAGGUCCCUGGGAAGAUAAAAUGGGGAGGGAAUCUGGGCAGGGAUGUGAUUUCCAGUAGAUGGGAGCAGGGCUUUGCUCCUCUAUGCACCUCAUCCCUUGGCAACCAAAACUAGAAUAAUUUGGGCAUCAAACUAAGAAUGAGAGAAUAGGUGAAGAUAUACAACCAUUGCUCGUUUUAUGUAAUUAUGGGUCAUAGAGUUCAUUAAACUUGCACAUCAAGGAUUUGCGGUGGAUGUUAGCAGACUUGUAUGCAUGCUGUGGAUUCUGUGGAAAGUCUAGUAGCCUCUGAGGCAUGCUCAUCCUCUCCCCCUCCCAACUUUUGUUGUGGCAUAGGAAGAAUUUGUGAAAUGGAAAGGAUCCCUCUUCUUCAGAUUUGUCAGUGUUUUGGUGGACCCAUAUCAGGAGAUCGCAAGGUAACACCAUCAUUUCUUCCCCCGCCCCAGAGUCAUAAAAGGGAUGAAACCUGGUUCUGCUUCCACAUUUUGCUUAUGUCUGAAUGAUGGGUGAAAUCUUGGAAUUUGUUCCCACUUGGUUAUUUAUAAGAACAACUCUGAAAAGUAGAAAACAUUUUUUAAAUAAAAGCUCUGGCGUCUACAGUUCCGCUCAGCAAGCACAGACUUGGGGAGAAACUAUUUUACCCUUCCCAUCGUUUUAUCUUUUCAUGAUGUCUUUGUUAGUCCUUACAAAGCAGGUGUGGAUAACACCCAUUCAGGUGUUCUUUCCCUCCUCUCCACCAAAAGGAGCAAGAACAAAAGGCCUUAACCUAAUUUUUGGCUGCAUUUGCAAAAGAAAAAUAUGUUGAGUAGGCACAGCCAUUGGGUGGGUGGAGAGAUUUAAACUUCAUCUGGAUGCAAUGCAAAUUGCCCCCUCUCCAGUCAGUUGAUGAGCAGGGAUGGACCAGGCCCAUUCACAUCAGCUGGGAAAUGGGGAGCUGUGAGUAGGCGUGUGAGCGUGUGUGUGUCUCUUAUUUUCAUAAAAAAGUGUUUAUAAGUCUGCUUAAUGUUUUAAAAUCUUUACUGUGGGUUUGGGAUUGGAAAAUCUUUUGGGAUUGUCAGUGGCAAUUUGACAUUUCCCACAUGUAUGCUUUCUUAAGAUUAAUUCUGAAACUCAUUCCUAGGCUUUUAAGAAGUUGUCCUAAAUUACGGGUCUAACAGGGACAAUCUUGUUGCCCUUUGGCUUUCAUGCAGCACCUGUAGUUGGUGCCACAUUUUUCCUGUCUCUCCAGCUGGUGGCGGUCUUGUAUCAUCUUUAAUGUGCUUUCUGCACAGCCGUUUAUGUCUCUGUGUGUUUCCACUUUCUGUUUCGAGGGUAAAAACGGACACCUGAUUAAAGAAAUCUGAGUCAAUUAAUUGUAAUCGAUUAAUUACCUUGCACUGCAGACAAAACACUAGUCCAGGAGCCAGAAGAAUCCUUUCUUUGUUUUUAGGCCACACACACAAAUACACGCAUCAUCUUACACACUCAUCAUCUCAGAAGACACAAAGAAAUGGUGCCUCUUCUGAGAUGGUGUUUUCCACUCUUUUUUUAAAAUCAGUAUUUGUCCUUAAAUGAUUUAAAAGAUCUGUUGUCUGAUCUGUUAAGAGACCUUUUUUCACCUGAUUAAAAAUAUUUAAUCUACUUGAUCUGGACAAUUAAAUGUUGUGUCUCUUUCACCUGGAAGCUCUGGGUGAAAUUAACUUAGGGAUGGGGGAUCUGUAAGACUCCACCUCCCAGCAUCAUUGACCACUGACGAUGAUAGCUAGGACAGCUGGGGAGAGAUGCAGUCUGGGGAGAGGCUUAGGGAGCUUCAUUUGCCCCCACCCCUGCCACAGGACUGAGGUUUAAAAUAUCCCCUGCUAUAGACAGACUUCUACCCAGAGAAACUAAGCAGCUGAGUUUGGAUGUUGGAAAUGGUAGGCAUUGAGACUUCGUCAUACUCUGGGUAGAACCACUGAAAUCAAAUGGGUUUUAAAUGAAUCAUGGCUAAUCUAAAGCCAUGGGGUUAGGCUGACAGGUACAGAUUUUGCCCAAGACCACCUGGACUGAAAAAGACCUGUGUACAGUGUGACCAAAUAAGCCGGGUGCUUGAACCUAUCUUUCCUGAGACCAACACUAUCCACUUCCAUCACAGUGGCUCACACCACAUGGUGGCUCUCUUCUUGUGCUUCCAAAAAGACAAUCAGGAUCCCAAAUGUUUUCAGGUUACGUCUUAUCAGGUCCGUCAUUGACAGAAUAGCAAGCUUUGGAAGUCACGGAACUCUUUGUGUAGUCUAAUUCUGUGGCUUUCUAAAACUUACUACAUGGUAAAAGUACCUGUUUUUUCAAAAGGUACAGUCCAAACUCGCUUGUAUCCUAUAUUUCCGCAGAUUCAAAAAUAAUAAUAUCUUUUUCUUUAUUCUUAAUUUUUUUAUUUCUUAAAUGGAAGCUUUUGAGCUUGGCCAUUAAAAAUGCCUUCAACCAGAUAAGGUGAAUGUUCUAGACCUCCCUGUAUGAUCCCAAAUCAGAAUGUGACAUUUCCUAAGCUCACUGUGUGCCUUAUGCCAGGCAUUAAUUGUAGCAUAAGAUGCAAUUUGGGCAUAUCGGUGUGAGCUGCUGCUGAUCCAUAUUGCAUCUUCUUUUGAGUCUGAAAUCCCUGUCAUCAUUUAGACCCUUGCAGAUUUUCUGCAUUUAGAUAGCCUGCUUAUUUGGGGGUUAAAUCUGCAGGAUUUAUUUGAAGAAAUUGGUUUAAAGUCUACCUCAAUAUCUUACCCCCCCCUUACUGUUUUAACUGGUGUGAAUGUAAGACUCCUUGGCCAUGAGCUUGAGAAUUCUAUUUAAAAAAUAAUAACACACACACACACACACACACACACACAGCAGAUAGCCAGGUUCUUCUGGAUUAAGACAAGCACUUUCUCUGAUAGUUUGUCCCCAGCAUCCUCGACUUGAAAAGGAACACAGAAAGUUGCCAUAUACCAAGUCAGACCAUUAGUUCAUUAAGCUCAGUAUUGUCUAUAUCAGGGUUUCCCAAACCUGAGCCUCUAGCCAUUUUUGGACUACAACUCUCAUCAUUCCUAGCCAGCAGGACCUACGGUCGGGGUUAAUGGGAAUUGUAGUCCAAAAACAGCAGGAGACUCAAGUUUGAGAAGCCCUGGUCUAUAUUGUCUGGCAGCAGCUCUCUGCAGUUUCAGGCCAGGAGUCUCUCCCAGUUCUGCCUCGAAAUGCCGUUGGAGAUUGAACCCGUGUGUGAAACAGAUGCUCUCCUGGGAGCCCUUUCCUGGUAUUCUGGUUCUGAGGGUUGCAUUUAGUGGCAGUGGCUAAUAGCUGUUGACAGACAGGCCCUCUAAAAAAUGAUCUUGAUGCUUUUUAAAAGCCACCCAUGUUAAUCACCAUCGCCCCCGCCUUGUGGCAAUAUAUUCCGCGAGCUUAAUUAUGCAUUCAUUUUGACUCUGUGUGAGUUUAAUUUUACUUAUCUGUACUUCAGUCAUUCUUCAAUGCGCAGCUUUCCCCAUUCCCCCCCCAUCCGUUCUUCCACAGCAGCCUGUUACAGCGUUGAGACCGUAGCAGUGAGCUGCCUUUUCCUGUGGAGCGCAUCAACGUUUCAUUUAAAAGCUGCCCGGCUAUUAAUGGGGUAUUCUCAAUAAAUGUCCACACGUAGGGAGCGAGUAAUUUUAUUAAAAAACGCUCCCUAGUCAUUGUGGAUUCCAAGCUGUGUCUCAGGCCGGGAAUACCAGAUCUCCUUAAUAAGAUCUUGCUAGCACGAGUGACUGCUGGUUAAUUAUCACAAACACUGUAAUUACUGUCGGUGUUUACUGUUCAACUGAGUUAUUUCUCUCUUUAAUUAUGUUGAAUUAUAAUUAGAAGCAAAAUUGCAGGAUGAGCCCUGAAAGCUUUUCAAAGGAGUCUUGGAUAAGGGAGCGGUGUAACAAUAGACCCCAUGUUUCUUAAACAUUGUGAUGUUUAAGCACCAGUCUGAUUUGAGGUGGGCUUCAGCAAGGGAGGGGAACCCGUGGCCAUGUAGAGCUUUGGGACUGCAGUUCCCUUCAACAUACUCAUCAUUGGCCAUGUUGGCUGGGGCAGAUGGGAAUUAAAGCUCACCAUCAGAAGAACCACACAAUUUCCCCCACCCCCCACCCCAGGCUGCAUUUUGAGAGAGGCCCUUUUCUCUUGGCUUCUGUGCCGCUCAGCUGGUCCGUUGCAAAAUGUCACCAGUCUGCAGGAAAAAAAGUACAGGACAGGCAACCUCCGAUUUAGACGCGGCAGAUAUGUGCACAUUCAUGCUUGGUGCACGUAGCACAAACCCAGAAGUGACCCAGAAACGUCAUAAAAUACAUCACUAAAAAGGGGAGGCAGAAUGGGGUGUUUCAACCACACACGACUUCAUACAAGCGCACAAUAACCUGGAAUGUGACCUCCGCACAAAUCUGGCGUUGCCUUAUGUGAUUUAGGUACUUUUGGUCCAUAUCUUGCGAUUGUGUCGCAAGAAAAAGGGUUAAAUGCCUGUUAAUCAGGGCUGUGUAAACUGUAUUUCCAAUCAUAGUUUGGGCUCUUCCCUUGGCAGCCCAUUCUGUUGCUUUGCUGAUACAACAAUUAAUACUUUUUUCCUGUUGCUGAUCAACCUUGAGUCGGCAAGUGGUGGCCCAGGGGCUCAUUCUGGCUCUGGCAUAGUCUUUCUUCCCUCCUCCUCUCUCUUUAAUACUCUCUUGCACAUGAAUCACACACACAAAGUGGCAACCCAGCAACUGAGGUUCAGAAGGGAAGAGUAUCUCACAUUGCCCAAAGCGUCUGUUUCUCUCCACCCUGGGAAGAAAAGGGGCUAAGGAGCCCUUUGCCUUUCUCUGGUCACGUGGCAAUGAGCCGAAGGGCAGAGCCAAUGUAACUGACCCCUCCAUCCCAUGCUUAGCUCAGAAUAUGGCUCCCAGGUAGUUUUAAAAAGCGAGUCGCUGCCUGCAAACCAAAGCCACUGAGGUGGCCUUCUGACGUGCUUUCCCUUUCUCCUCCCUGCAGCUUAGCUAAAUUCUGCUUGGCGCACCUCCUGCUGAAGAGGAACCCGCUGAUGUUCUCCCAGCACUUCAUCGAGUGCAUCUUCCACUUCAACAGCUAUGAGAGGCAUGAGAAGUACAACCGGUUCCCCCAGAGUGAGCGGUCCGUGGAGUGGUGGCUAUUUUCAUUAACAUGAAUGGGGUGGGAGGGAGGGAGUUGCAUGUAGUGGUGAGCAGGAUCCUCCUGCGGUCAAAGCGUCACUUGUCAUCACUUUUAUAUCCCACCCUUUUGCCAACAGGGCAUGGGGAUACUAACAACAAAAUAAUUCAGUCCUUAGAACCACAGUUCAACAGCCAUGAUCACCCAGAGUUUGAGCACAGGCCAGCAGCUGGGCAGAUUCGAUUCCAACUUGCGCAUGAGCGCUGCUAGCAUGCAGGACUGCCAGAUUUCAUCUGGGAGAGAAUUGCAUAAAUAGAGCAGCAGCACCAAGGCUUUGCAAGCCGCCCCUACUGAUGGGGCAAUGAGCAGGACACCUGCUGCUAUUUGAUGAGACACUGAGGCUGGGAAGUGUUUGGGCCCGGUAUUACUGGCAGCCAGUGUAGUGUUUUAAGGACUGGAGUGAUACAAUCCCCUCUCGUCACCCCACAUAGUGGCAUUUUGCAAUGCUGCACUACUGACAAACAUCCCCAUAGAAUGUUCUGAUGAAACUGGCUCAGAGUGAAUAGCUAGUCCAUCUUUUUAUACAUAAGUAAACGCCAGUUUCUAAAGUUUUGCCGCACUGUAGUCUGACUGGGAAACAGACCCUAAAUUGAGGUGAUGCACUUUGGCUGUGGGGUUGAUCUUCAGUGAGCAGGAUCCUGAGGUGCCGAAGUGACCCCUGUUGCAGUCCUGUCCUAAUGCGUCCUUUGGCCUGCCCUCUCCCAGGCGGGCUGCUGCUUGCUUCUGUGGGGCAAAGUCAAGCUCUGUACGUCAGGGCCACCAACGACGCAGCGAGGUCAAAGCUUGCGCUUCAGCCCCGAUACCAGAUGAACCCAGCCCUUGCUUGUUUGCAGGGAGACAUUGCUUUACCUCUGAUUCUCAUAAUGCCCAAGCCCUUCCUGAUCAAACUUGGGCUCUGCCUCUCCUGAGGACUGACAUUUUGCUAGCUGCCUGUCUGUUGCCCUGACAUAAUGGAAUGUGAGGUAGGGGAAGCUCUGUGGAAUCCUGCGAGAGGGAGAGGAGACUCCAGAGUUAGGGAUGUGGCGCUGGCCCUCCAGGUGAUGUUGGGCUCCCAUCAGGCCCAGCCAGCAUGGCUAAUGGUCAGAGAUGAUUGGAGCUGCAGGCCAUCCACAUCUGGAGGGCAGUUAGUUUCACCCAUCCCUGACUUGCAGAGGAGAUGCUGGAAAGAGGAGACCUCAGGAAGGAGGGAAAGGAGAACGUGGCAGGUAGGUUAGUGAGAGCUGGGGUGAGAGAGAGAAGAGAAGAUGAUUGUACUGUGAAUGCAGGAAUCACAUUUUUUUUGUUGUUGUUGUCAUCAAGCCCAUUUUAAUGAUAGAUGAUUGACCUCGGGGCGACAGGCCGAAUCCUGUUUCCUACCCUCCCUCUUCAGUGAUAUGCCGGAUCUAAUGUCUGUGUUUUGAAUGUUGAAUAGAUGGGUAGCUUACACGCACUUGUGUUUCUUAGCUAUCAAUGAAUUUCAUUCACCUACUACAGUGAGAAGAAACUCUUUUCCCUGAAGGGCGAAGCUAACAAAGAGAAAAGGAUGGAGAUUUACAAGUUCCUGCUGGAGCACUUUACCGAUGAGCAGAGGUUCAACAUCACCACCAAAAUCAGCCUGAACAUUCUGGGUAUGGCUGUAUCUUCCUACGCAGAAGGCACUGUGUGAAAUGUUAAUUCACAGUGUGAUUUUUUUUUGGGGGGGGGGAGCUUCCAAAACUCCUUCUGUGCAUGAAGUUCAGUGCCUAUUGGGUGACACCCCUGCAGAGUGGCUCAGAAGUUGCCCAGUUCCAAAGAUCACAAGCCUUUCUCGCAGCGUUGUUGAAAGGAUUGUUGUGAUGAUGUACCCAAAAUGCCAUGGAUACUACAAAAUAUUCCCAGACUGCUAGUAUUAGCUGUGAAUUGUUGCAGGGUUUCCCAUUUCUUGUAUGGGAGGUAUUGGUUUGUUUGCCUCUUGUGCACAUUUUACACUUUUUUGUUAAUUCCAAGGUUCGGUUGCAGGAGCCUGCGAUUGAACCGGCAUUGUGCAGUGGAUUUGGGGCUGUGCUCAGUGUCUGUUCCCAGGCUUAGAGUGGUGCUCUGGGAAAUUCUCUUUUGGCUUAAAUAUCUGGGAGUUGCUAUUUGAAGAUCACUGCCCUCUUCAUUUUAUCCUUGGGAGGAGCUUUUAAAGGAGGCCUUCACCAUGAGAUAGAAAAUCUAGACUGCUUCUGCAGCUACUCUUCUGAAUGUGCUGGAUAGACUUCUUUGGCGGGUUAUGCCACUGGCCUCACAAGAGCCUCUCAUCUCCAUCUAAUUGGUUGAGACACAUUCAUAAGAACAAGGCCCCUCUCUCCUUGCAGUGGGUGCCAGGAUACGUGUGUGUGUGUGUGUGUGUGUGUGUGUGUGUGUGUGUGUUUUGAGUCCCUUGCACAAGAGUUUAAAAGCAAGCCCCAACCUCAUUUUGCAUUUCCCUGUGAAGCCGCUUGACUAGGUGAGCUGUCCCUAACUGCAAAGAGCCUUGUGCAGAGCUAAGACCACUGCUCCCAGCUUAAAAUGUUGGACUUUUCUGGUGUUUGGAAGUAACCACUUGUCCCACUUUCUCCAUCCUUUUUGUUUCCAGCCUGCUUUGUGGACAGAGCCCUGCCUCUCGACCUGGAGGCCAGCGCUCUGCUCUCCGACACCUUUGAGGUCCUGAGCUGCAAGGAGAUCAAGCUCUCGGCCAUGAAAUCCAGGCCAGAGGAUGACAUUGAGCCGGACGAGGACCAGCUGGCCAUUGCCAACGCCGUCGUGCGGGUGGCCCAGAAGAAAAUGAUCUCGCAAGUGAGUAUAGCAGCUCCAAAGAGAGUCUGGGAAAGUCCUUGGGAGUGACACCACUGUGCUUUCCAUUAGCAACAUGCUAAAACUCUCUGUUGUUUUGAAUAAAGCAGCCCCAUCUCCACUGAAUCCAUCUCUACUCAAUCCAACCCCCCACAGGUUCAGAAGAGGAAUUUUAUUGAGAAUGUCAUUCCGAUCAUCACGUCGCUGAAGACCUCAUUGGAGGAGAACAGGCUUCCAGCUCUGAGAGAACUCAUGAACUAUCUCCGGGUAAUAUUUCAGGCCAGGGUCAUUUAGUUAAACCCAUGAUUCAGGGGCAACCCCCUGCCCUGGGCAUUCGCUGCGCCCAGUGCGUAUUGUUGCCCAGUCCUGGUUGCCACGUAUUGUGACAAGGCACAUGCUGCCUACUGUCCUGGGGUCUGAGCAGUAGAGAGGUGUGGGAGAUCAUGAUGGACUGGUUGGAGGUUGUGCGACUGAUAAGGAUGUCUACAGAGGAAGAGAGCCAGUUACUUCUCUGCCUGGACGCACACCGAGGAGCCUCUGGGGGCAUGUUUAAUGUUGCUGGGCUAAAUGAUCAGCAGUCAAAAUGCCACAAGUAGCAUCUCUCGAUAGGAUCUGGAGGCUCUUUCGGCCUGGCAGUGGCGCAAUUAAGCAUUUGCACCAGCCUGUUCUGGUGUCUUGAUAGACUGGAGGGGAGAAUGACCUGUGUCAUAGGUAACAGUGGCCAAAGAACAAUUGUUGGACAUUGAAGGUUGAGUGAGGAGCACAAGAUACACUUGGAGAUAAUGCCCUUCCUUAUGGAGCAAUGUCAGUCUUUACAUGUGUAUGCACGCACACACACCAGGACUUUGCUUCAGUUGCUUGUUCUCUACACUAGCCAAGUGCCAUCAUUGAUCUUCCCUGCUGCAGUAUGAUUGCCUGAGUAUCUUGGCCAGACAUUCUUUAAAUCAGAGGGUCAUUUCACCGCUUGGAGCUUUAAGAUCUUCACUUGAACAUCAGCAGAAAGCAUAGCUGAUGAAAUAAUACCCUUCCACGUCUGCAUCCCAAAGGAUUUACAAGCACACCCUUAAAAACAGCAAAAAUGUUUUGUAAAACAGUAGAACAACCAGGUAUAGAUUUUAAAAACAGCCCAUGACAAAUAUCUAAGGCAUCCAGUUUAACCACCACCGACUUCUCUGUUGCAUCUUCCAGGAGGUGAUGCAAGAUUAUCGAAAUGAAAUCAAAGAGUUCUUUGCCAUGGACAAGCAGCUGGCCGCUGAGCUGGAGUACGACAUGAGGAAGUAUGAGGAGCAGCUGAAAAUGGAGUCUGAGCAAGACCAGGAGCUGGCCAGAGAGGCAGGAUCCCUCCACGUCCUGGCAGUCGCGCAGGUACAAACUCCCACCCUCCCAAGCAGGGGCUUGUGAGGAUUGUGUUUGCUAGCCACAGCUAUGUGAGUCCUGUUUUUCCCAACAGGCUAGUCCACAACCCUCUUCCACUGUUGCCUGCUGGCGUACCCAGCUGCUGCUUUUUCAAGAUUUUGCGGUAGCAUGCCAAGGAGCAGCUGACGUCCUGAUGUCAGGAGAUUGACAGUUGGCUGGCCUCACUCAUCUGCUGAGUUUUGCACCCCAGAGGGAUGGGAGAUACACAGUUCCCCACCCCUGUGCUAGAUUACGUUGAAACCCCUCACUGGCUGUUCCUGUUUUCCAGCCUAGUCCUGUCCCCUCCUAUUGUCACCCCAAGCUGGCAGGGCAAAAGCUCCCAACUCUGCCACAAGUGACUUUAAGACAGUUUACACCCAACUUGAGUUUUCUGUUUGUAACACAGGAAUGAUGAGGGGGUUGGCAUCGCAGAGUUGGCGUGAGCCUAUUGACAGUAGCGUGAAGCCCUCCUUGCCCCUGAUUGACGCCAUAGUGGAAUUUAAGCACUGCUCCAUUUUCUCCUUUUUAAAUCAUAGUCUCCCACUUUGGAAAAAGAAGCACUUCCUGGUUAUCAAAAUGCAGGUGCUUCUGCAACUGCUGCAAGUGACUCCGCCUCGCCUUUGAGACCUCCUCCUUCUCCAGCAUCUGUUGGGUUUACUUCGCCCAGACCAGGCAUCCUGAAGGCCAGGUACGGGACUCUGUGGACUCAAGUUGGGCUGUCUGUACUUCUUCUGCUUUUCUGGGAUUCAGCAAAUCCUGAAUUUGAGUAUCUUCUGUGCAUCUUCGCAGACAACAUUUGUGUGCAGCUUGCCUUAUACACUUAGGCUUUUAUCGUGUGCUAAACUGUCACACUUUGUGCGAGAUGGUUGCUGCUAGCCUUAGGUUUGUCUACAUACCAUCAGGUUAUAAAUCAAGUGUAUCAAUGCACUGAACUGCAGGUUCAAAUUAAUCUUUUUCCAGAGGUCCAAUUAGCUGUCGCCUUGUGAUGCUCGGCAGAUGCUCUUCUAAAGCUUGCUUACUCUGCAGCGACCGGAACGCCAGCAACAUCUCUCUUCCUCCUUCCUAGGAACAGGUCCUUGAAUACCAUUGCCAUCCUCAACUCUGCUAAGAAGGUCGCAGAGGCUGCUUUCAGUCAGCGCAGCAGGAGCCUGGGCGGGAGACCCACAUCUCCAGGGAGCAGGCAGAACAGUAAAGGUGAGCCUUUCUUUAGCCGGUAGAGAUUCUGUCUCAGAACCACCUUCAAUGUACACACAGUUCCUGAUCCAGACUAACUAGAGGUGUCUUGCUGGGGAUAGUCACUGUCUCUAACACUCUUCUCCUUUUUCUUUUAGUGUCUUUGGCCAGUCUAAACCGACCAUCAUCUGGAACCAACGUUCCCCUGGAAGGUCGAGCAAUCAGUACCCCUGAGCGUAAGUUUCUGAAGAGGUGGUCUGUUAUGGAGGGGUGUGUGGAAGCAGCCCUACUUUGAGGGGAAUGUGGCAGGGCUGGCUUCGGGGGUCUCCUAGUCCCCUAGCCCUGCCAUUUCUGGUCAAGCAUAAAGAAAACGCAAAAGGAAAAUUGCAUUCCACUGCAACCUUGCAAAGAAAAGAAACCAAACCUGGCAAGUGCAACGGUAGAAAAUGGCAGAGUAUUACAAAUUCAGUGCACACAGUUCAUAACAACAAAGAGUCCAACCAGGCAGCCAAAUAGCUACUUUAAGAGAGUCAUGAAUCCCUUCCUACGAUGCGUCCACCAGUAACAGCUCAUGGUGAAUGAACACCAUUCUUUUCAUCUGUAGACUCCAACUCCCAUCAGGCUUGGCCAGUGGUGGCAUGAUGGGAGUUGUAGUCCAGCAGCAUCUGAAGGGACAGAUUUCUCCAUUCCUAGUAUAUGGUCUUUCUUUCUCAGUGGUCUGAAAUCCUGAUGUGCAUAUAUGUUUUUCUGUUCAAGUAUCUCAGCACUAAUCCUCAUGACCAUUUCUUGGUAGAUCAACCCAGCAUUAGACCUGCACUCAUUGGUACCUUCCCCAGCACAGUGUUUUGGCUUCAGGCUCCACUUCAAAAUUGUAUUCCAUCUUCCUAAAGGACAUUAGCUGAUAAAUGUGUGUUCACAUGUUGACAACUCUUCCUGAAUCCCCUUCUUCCCAAAUCAUACUGGGCAGAUGAGACAGCAAAGGGUAGUUCAGGCAAUUUUGUGGGUUGCCUGUCCCUAGUGACAGUCAGUCUGCAGGUUUUGGCUGGAAGGAAAGGAAGCUGCAAGUUUACAUUUAUUUUUGCAUUACCUGUAUUUUGUACCCUGAUCUUCCUAAUCAUGGCAGAAGAAGGAGCCAUGCAGGGCACUAAGUCAUGUCCCUGACCACUUGCAAUGCUAAUGGGCGCCAUUCUGAUUUGCAAGAUUUCACAUUUACUUAAGGCUUGAAAUUUACCUUUUGAAAGAAAAGAUGAACCACAGGAUGCUGGAUGCUGUGCCCAGAGACCCAAUUUUUUAUUCACAUACACAGGAUUGUGGAAUGAACACUUUUCUGACUGUACCUUAAGCAGUGGGUCAUAAAGUUUGUGUGUGUUGCUACAAGUUGUCCUAAACUGGUGGGCAUUCGCGUUUGCAUGUGUACCCCCCCCCCAAAAAAGGGGUGGGGGAAUAAAGGCAGCACUCUGUGAAACCAAAUCCUCAUGAAGCCUACAGGAGCCUGUGCCUUUAUUCUGGAAGGGCUCCAAUGCUCUGUGAUAGCUGCUGCUAUCUUCAGUCUAAAAGUGAUCUACAACAGGCCAGGGAAAGACCGUGCCCUGAGACCUUAGGUGACCAGGAGAGUGUCUCUUUUUCAAAGCCAUGCUGUGAUAUUCACAGCAAGCUGACUGCAGACAUCUGACCCUCUGUGCCAUCCUCUCCCCGACUUGGCUGAGUUGAUAGACUCAACAUUAACACCAGAUGUCCUUAACUUCCCGACGUCAGCUUUGCGCAAAGUCUUGGGAUGCCACAGCCGUGAAAACCAUGCCUUCCUUUCUGCCUGGGGGCUGGCACUGAUGCUCCAUUUAAGCAACAUAUGCUGGGGAGAGUGGGAGGGAGGGGACUGUUAAUCCCAUUGGGGGCCAAGGCUUAAAAUUCCAGCUUUGCUUCCUAGCAGUGACACAAGCUGUGUGUCACAUUAGUACUGCCUGAGCUGGCCAGGAUUGAGCUGUCAUCGCCCCACUGGCUCUGGGUCCCCCGGUCCUAAAAUGAGAAGGAAACUAUAUGGUCCAAAAAACAAUCAACAGACACAGAGAGAAACCUGAACAAAAACUCACUGUGUGUGCCAACCCACUGUUUCUUCAACAAAUCAUGACUUGAACAAACAAGCCACAGUUUGCUCUUGUGCCUCUUUGGGGUGGUGAGUACCUUGGGUGGAGUAUGCAAGCAAGCCAUGGUUAAACAAGUGUUUUUACUUUUGGGAGAACAGCAAGCCAUAGUUAGGCUAAACAAACCAUAGGUUUAUUUGUGAGCCAGGAUACUUAGUCCCUUAGGACAUAAUGCCAAGCCAUAGAUUGGUGUUACAUGUAUGAGCAGCUACAAGACUCCCAUCCUCCCUCUCCUGUUGUGUGCCACUAUUCUGAACCUGCUUCUGGGUUCUCUAGAAACUAAAGAGCUGCUUCUGCACGCAGUUUGGUGUGCAGUCAUUCCACUGAUUCAUCUAAUCAGAACUGGCUACACAGAUGGGCAGCAUCUCUCCAGAGUCUCUUGCGGCUAUCAACCAGGGCUUGAAUCCGGGAUAUUGUGCAGGCAAAGCAUGCGAAUAUGGUUCCUCCCCAAAACCUACCUACUGACUUACCCAAACAUUUUAUUAGCCUGCUUACACACACAAAUCUCCAUGAAGCCAUGAAUGGCAUAUCAGGAGCCUGAAAAAUGGAAGUUAAAGGAGAGGAGGUGAAUUUUCCAUAUUUCAAACUGUUUCCUUCCCUUACCCUGAGCAAUUAGGUGUUUGCAUACCUGGUUGAUUCCCCCAUCUUUGUUAUAGCAAUCUGAGGAGGUCUGGCUGCUAGGGAGGGGUUUAGUAUUGGCCACUCCCCCUUCUCGCAACACUCCUUUCAGUUCUUAAGUGUCCAGGUGAGCUUGUGCUAAACUUUGUGGUGUUUUUUCCCCAGAGACUAUUAACAACGUGACCUUUGGGUCAGGAGUCAGUUAUAUCCACCAAACCCAAACGCCAGCUUCAGAUGCAGGUAAGUGGCUGCUGUGCAUUAUUGUGGUUAGAUAGAAAGAAACGAAACACAGACAGAAAGAAAGAAAAAAACAAACCCAAGGCAUAUUAAUAUUUCUGCCAUUCCACUUGCAGGAGAUCAAGGAGCCCAGGAGCCACCAAGUCAGAUUAUCUGCUUGCCUUUACCAGAUUCGCCGUGAGUAUACUAGAUGCCUUGGAUGGGGCAGCUCUGCAAUCCCAAAAUCAGCUUGUGCCAAACAGUAGUUCUGCAUGUUUUUAUUGACUCUUCUUCCACAGAGCUCAGGGUGACACACAUAGUUCACACACACCCUCCUGCCGUUUUAUGUAUUAGUCUGAUAGAGUGAGUGCAACAGCCCCAAGGUCACCCAUUGAACUUUGCAUUUGAGCGGGGAUUCGAAGCUGGUCUCCCCCAGUUCUAGUUCUGCACUCCAACCAACACUUGUGCUCCUUGCAGUGGAGAUCACAGACAGAAUUCAUUCCCAGGCACCAGUGCUGUUUCUCCCUGGCAGAAACCAGCGGUAACUGCCCUCUUUGCAAAAUGACAGUGAUACAGUGUGUCUUGUGGUGCAGCCAGCAAAGAGUUAUUGAAUAGAGAAGAUGUCAAUGUGCUGUUCAUCGGAAAGCCACCCAAAUGACCUUUGUUUCAAAGCUUGCUGGUGGAAAAUAUCACUGUAAACUGCAGUUGGGAGACAGAUGUCAAGAGUGCUUCCCAUAACUCUCUUUUUAAAAAUAACUCUGUACACAAAAGUCUUGGAAAUAAGUAACUACUACAUGCCAUAUUUCAGAGCAAAACCCUCUCCAUCCGUCAAAUAGUGGUACCUCAGGUUACAUACGCUUCAGGUUACUGACUCCGCUAACCCAGAAAUAGUGCUUCAGGUUAAGAACUUUGCUUCAGGAUAAGAACAGAAAUCGUGCUCCGGCGGUGCAGCGGGAGCAGGAGGCCCCAUUAGCUAAAGUGGUGCUUCAGGUUAAGAACAGUUUCAGAUUAAGAACGGACCUCUGGAACGAAUUAAGUACUUAACCCGAGGUACCACUGUAGUAAGUUAGGAAGAAGUAUUCCAGGCCAGCCUUCUCUCUCUCAUUCUAGUUUUCAGCGAGUAGGGAUUUUGUUUACAUGAGCAGCAUUCAAGCGAUUUUCUAGAAAAAUAGCACUCGUCAUGCCCACUCAUUUCAAUUGGUCUGCUCUGGGUAGGACCAACAAUGGAUGCAAUCCUUGCUUUCCUCGUUGAACUAAAGCAGAUUCCCCAUUGUUUGGCGAGACCCCCGUUUUGUGCAGAUUUUGGCUGCAUGCUAAACUUGUGUUGCUUGUUGUAGUGCAGAAUGACUAAGCCAGGAAUGGAUAGCCUGUGUACUUUGAGAUGUUAAUUAAACUACAGCUCCCAUCAUCCUCUGUCCAUGUAGUCUGGCGUUAAUGGGAGCUGGAGUCUGAUGACAUGCAGAGGGCCACAGAUUGCCCAUCCCUGCUCUAAACACUAGUUUACUUAACCUAUUUUUCAAAACUAUUUUCCAUCUCAACUUGUAGGCUGCCGCAGCCUCAGCAAUGGAAGAUAAACUCUCCAAUGAGAAGCAACCCCUCAAGUGUAGGGCUGAGGAGGUCCAGCCGCAAGACUCCCAGGCUGUCAAGCAAAUGAUGGCCCUUGCCUUCUAUAGCCCCAGCUUGUAAAGAAGCAUGAUCAUGUUUUACGUCCUCUCUGCAAUGGCUUGAAGAGACUAUUUGAAGAUCACGGCUUGCUUUUGUAAUUGCUGUAUGAUAAAUGUCUAUUUUGAUACUGUUAAUAUUAGUAAUUCAUCACUGCACUGGUUGGGGCACACUCUGUAUAUAUUUGAGCUUGUAUAUACAUGUACUGGAAUAAUUUUAAAAAGUCAUUGAGGCAGUUGAAUCCAGGUCAGUGGGGCUGCACAUCUGAGUUGCUCCUGCCAAGGAACCAACAUGUACUGUCUCACAAAAAACCUUUCUUCAAACAUUUACCUUCACAGCUUUUAUCUCAUUUUACUUUCUGGACACGCACCUUUUGAGUAAUACCAGUGUUUAGUCAAAUGGGAAAGAGGCUUGGCUUCCAUGGACAAAUGCUUUGUCCAGAUCAGAUCAUCUACUGUAGGGAAAGCCUUUGCAAUUAUUUCCAUGGAAAGAAUGCAUGUGAACAGUGUCAUGCUGCAGUUGGACAUCCCUUAUUACAGAAUCCUUCCCCUCCAUGCACCCCACGAAAAAGCCAAAGAGCCACAGGAAGUUUCUAUACAUGAGCACUCCUUCUCCGCUGAGCUCCUUCUGCUCUCUUGAAAGUCCAAAUGUCAAGAAGUCAGGAGAAUCUGUGUUGUCCUCUGUUUAGAACUUGGAGCCCUAGCCAGCAAAGGGUGCAAGGAGAAAGGACCAAGGGCCACAGCCUUCUGGGAUUUGAGCAAAACUAGGUGCUUCAUUUCCAAAUUUGACCUACAGGGCUUUGAAGACUUGUGCCGAAGCCAUUCCCGGAGAAGAAACUUGGUGAGAGAGCUUUAUUCAAAUAAUCGCAGCAUGUGAAUAACUUUGUGUAUAUACAACCUUCCUGUUCUUAUCUUAAUAGAUUAUUUCUUGGUUUCCAGCCAAGUUCUUAACUUAGGCUUGGUUAUGAUUGUAUGCACAAUAAAUAAGAGCUAAGCUUACAUUUGAUUUGAUUG
Podarcis lilfordi (Lilford's wall lizard) is the source of this 44332-nucleotide messenger RNA. NCBI's taxonomy places the organism in Eukaryota, Metazoa, Chordata, Lepidosauria, Squamata, Lacertidae. The record is from the annotation of a GenBank genome assembly.